Molecule: messenger RNA, 65513 nt
Organism: Podarcis lilfordi (Lilford's wall lizard)
Lineage: Eukaryota; Metazoa; Chordata; Lepidosauria; Squamata; Lacertidae
Source: the annotation of a GenBank genome assembly
AUGAACGAAGGUGCUUUGGGAGACCUGAAGAGGCUCUUUGAAGCCCAGGCUGAGCAUGUGCACCAGACCCUGGCCUUGCACUUGUACACGUCUGUGUUGUCUCGCCUGCAGGUGGAGUCUUACAUCUACAGGCUUCUCAGCAGCUCUUCCUCGCUGAGGUCUGUGGGCAUUCAACAGCAGCAGCCGCCAGGUGCGUGUAUCCCGAGUUAUAUUCCCAUUAACUUCCCUUGGGCAGGAAGCAUCAGGGACGCCGUGUGCAGAAAGCGGCAGAAUUCCGCUCCCGUUCUGCAACCUGCAUAAAUUACGCAAGCGAAGCGCAUAUGCUCAUUUGACGUACUUGAUUCCGGGGAGGUUCAGACUACCUUCUUGUACGUUCUGGCAAUGCACGAUGGGUUUUUGCUCUCCCUGCCCUCCCACUAUCCACACAGUGUGUGAGAGAAGGGGCUGCACCAUACAUAUUGGGGUGUUGACGUGGAACCCCUUUGUGAAAACGGAGGGGGGUCCUGUUUGGCAGCUUCUCAUGCUCUGGGCACAUGGGCAGUGGUGUGUGGAUGCUGAGAGCAUCUCUGUGUUCGUGUGCACGACCCUGCAAUUGCGUGCUCUCUCCAGCCAAGGAGGGGGACUGCAGUCGUACCUUGGUUCUCGAACGUAAUCCAUUCCGGAAGGUGUGACUGUAUUUAUGUCAUUAAAUUGCAUCUGCCCCCAAAUAAUAAUAAUAAUAAUAAUAAUAAUAAUAAUAUCUUUAUUGUCAUUGCCCCCUUCGGGGACAACGAAAUUACUUGACUGCUCCAUAAAAACACUAAUUAAACAAUACAGUAUAAUACAGCAAGGGAGAUUAGAUGACUUUCAAAGUCCGGGCUUCCCAUUCAGGGCCGAGAUCGCUCUGGAGAAGAAGCUGUUCUUAAGAUGGCUCGUUCUUGUCUUCAUCGUCCUGUAUCUCCGUCCCGACGGCAAGAGCUCGAAGAGACAGUGACCAGGAUGCGAUGGAUCUUUUACUAUGUCCAGUGCCUUCCUAUGGCACCUUGUGGCAUAAAUCUGCUCUAAGGUGGAGAGUGGGCAGCCAACAAUGCUCUCUGCUGCCUUAACAACCCUGCACAACCCCAUCCUGUCCUGGGUAGUACAGCUUCCGUACCACACACAUAAGCCAUAAGUGAGCACGCUCUCAAUGGCACAGUGAUAGAAGGCAAGCAGCAGUUUCUGCGGAAGAUGGUUUUUCCUUAGUAUUCUCAAAAAGUACAGUCUCUGCUGCGCCUUCUUCACAAGCCCCCUUGUGUUGACACUCCAGGACAGAUCCUCAGGACAAAUACCCCAGGACAAAUACCCCAGUGGGGUGAUAGUUAUCCCAUUCCCACCCCUUUACAACCACCAGAGUCAGACCAGGAGACCAGGGUUCACAUUCCCACCUGGCCAUGAAGCUCACUGGGUGACCUUGUAACAAUUUAAACAAUUUAAUUAUUUGUACCCCACCCAUCUGGCUGGGCUGCCCCAGCCACGCUGGGUAGCUAUUCCCCUCUCAAGCCUUACCCUAACUGACCUCAUAGGGUUCUGGUGGGGAUUAAACGUGGAGGGGGAAAACCAUGUGGACCACCUUGAACUUUGUGGAGAAAAUCUGGAAUAUAAAUGAAAUCAGGCCAUCAAUAAGAGGCAGCAAUUUGGUGCAGGCCUCCUCAUGGCUAGGCAAGGUUUCGAACCCAGUGCAGGCUUCCUAGCAGAGGCCCAGUACAGUGGUACCUCGGGUUAAGAACUUAAUUCGUUCUGGAGGUCCGUUCUUAACCUGAAACUGUUCUUAACCUGAGGUACCACUUUAGCCAAUGGGGCUUCCUGCUGCCACACAAUUUCUGUUCUCAUCCUGAAGCAAAAUUCUUAACCUGAGGUACUAUUUCUGGGUUAGCGGAGUCUGUAACCUGAAGUGUCUGUAAUUUGAAGCAUCUGUAACCCGAGGUACCAGUGUACUCUGCUUUAUUUCACUCCAGCUGUGAGGUCACUUAAUCCUUUUUCUUCUCUCCUCCUUUGCAGUUCUUAAACAGGCUGAAAAUGUUUCCUUGGACGUGGGUCCCUUGAAGGAAUGCAUCAGCGUCCUCUUCAGUUUCACACGCAGGGUCGUUGAGGAUCCUCAGUUUGAGAGCGACGUGCUCUCCUGGCUGCAGAGGCUGGUGAGAAACAGAGGGAGUCAGAUCUACCCUAAAUCUGGUGCUAGGGCAAUCCUUUUAUAUCUAUAAGGUAAAGGUAAAGGGACCCCUGACCAUUAGGUCCAUUAGGUCUCUGGGGUUGCAGCGCUCAUCUCGCUUUAUUGGCCGAAGGAGCCGGUGUACAGCUUUCGGGUCAUGUGUCCAGCAUGACUAAGCUGCUUCUGGCGAACCAGAGCAGCACACAGAAACGCCGUUUACCUUCCCGCUGGAGUGGUACCUAUUUAUCUACUUGCACUUUGAUGUGCUUUCAAACUGCUAGGUUGGCAGGAGCAGGGACCUAGCUACGGAAGCUCACCUUGUCAUGGGGAUUCGAAACGCUGACCUUCUGAUCGGCAAGCCCUAGGUUCUGUGGUUUAACCCACAGCGCCACCUGCGUCCUAUUUCCCAACUGACCUAGCAAAAGGAAGUCAAGAAUAGCAAUGCAAGGAGAAGAGGGUCUGGAACGGGGAGCUUUGAAGAGGGACCGUGCCUUUCAGUAUGCUUCUAUUUUAAGAGAUCCGUCGUAACUGUGGCUUUGCAGUCCUUCCCUCCCUUAACUGCCUUUCAAAUUGUCUCCUGUCUCUCCAGGUGUCCGUCUUGCAAAAGGUUGGUUGUCCAGGGGACCACAUUUUCCUUUUAAACCACAUCCUCCGCUGCCCGGCCGGCGUUAGCAAGUGGGCUGUUCCUUUCAUUCAGGUGCGGAGGUUUAAGCUUUGCUUCUUACGGGGAUGUGCUGGGGACCCAGAUCUCGCCGUCUCUUGGGCAGUUGCGCUUUAGGAGGCAGGUGUGGGGGGUCUUGCCCAUGGGUCGGCAAACUAAGGCCCGUGGGCUGGAUCCGGCCCAAUCGCCUUCAUAAUCCGGCCCACGGACGGUCCAGGAAUCAGCGUGUUUUUACAUGUCUGACCCUUAUGUUUCCCUCCCCUUAUGGUCUUGAUUUAUCGGCUACUUUAAAAUGAGGCUGCAUUUUAAAUUGCAUUUUAACCUGUAUUUUAAAUUGUUUUUUUCCUCCCUGUCUUUCCCCCCCAUUAUGUUUUUACUGUGAUUUUAUUGGUGUUAGCUGCCCUGAGCCCGGCUCUGGCCAGGGAGGGCGGGGUAUAAAUAAAUUUAUUAUUAUUAUUAUUAUUAUUAGUAGUAGUAGUAGUAGUAGUAGUAGUAGUAGAAUGUUUCCUUUUAUUUAAAAUACAUCUCUGGGUUAUUUGUGGGGCAUAGGAAUUCGUUCAUUUCCCCCCUUCAAAAUAUAGUCCGGCCCCCCACAAGGUCUGAGGGACAGUGGAGCGGGUCUCCUACUGAAAACGUUUGCUGACCCCUGGUCUUGCCCCACAAGAAUGCCCCAAACUGAGGUGCUCAAACUGCAAAUGAGUUACAGUUUUUCAGAUUAGUGAAACCUUUUAAAGGGUGGGGGGGCAGGAGGACAAAUGUAGUCGUUCUAGGGCCACACCAUUAGAGAUUGUCGGGGAGUGAUCCUCGGAUGAAGAACAGUAUAGAAAUCUAAUGAUAACGCAGCAUGUUUGAAAUUUGAAUGUGCAAAAGCUAGCCUUUUUUUUUUUUUUUUUUUUAAGGGAAAAGCAGUUUAGCCUUCCCUUGCCCCUUGACAUGCUUGUUUUCACAGGCAAGUGCGUUUUAUCUUAGGGAGCAUUAAAAGUAUAAUUCUCUCUACCUGAGGUCUGAAAUGGCGCAGUCUGGGACGGGCUGCACCAACAUCUUUUCCUGCAUAUUCUAAUCUGCUCUCAGAGCUUGUUUUGUGUUUAUCUGCCUUUGAGCAUCUCACCUCAACUCUUGUGAAAACCGUUUUUCCCCACCUGUAUCUCCAUAAAUUGGACGUAUCGGGUGCAUUUUGAUCUUGAUUACCCAGACACCCGGGUUUGAGUAGCACCUAUUUUUUAUUUUUUUUAACUCCCUCAUUCAAUUUCUUGUUUGCUUUCAGAUUCGGGUUCUGGAUAACCCCUCGGGGCUCUUUCACUUUAUGCAGUCCCUUGCUUUGCUUAUGUCACCUGCCAAGUAAGUAUACAAAAGAGCCACUCUUCCUCUCCGUGGUGCUAGGGGUGUUAUUCUGCUUAGCCCUGUCCAGGGAAGAUGUGCUUCAAAACCAAGCAAAAAAAGUUAUUUUCCCCCUGUGCAAGUAACCUCAUAGCUACCCACAAAAUGUCAAACUGGAUAUAUACAGGACUAGUGAUGUGAGGUGAGAAUAUUCUCUGGAGAAUAUUCUCCACACACUGUAAAUUCUGUGUCGUCUACACAGCUGCUUUAAAUUUCUUCUUUCCAUCCUUGGGCUAGUAACAUCCAUGCAGCUGUUGUCACAUACAUAAAAUGUAUUUUCUGGCCUUUUGGAAACUGUUAAGGGUUUUGUAUACUAAUACAGCGGUAUACCUCGGGUUACAAACACUUCGGGUUACAAACGCUUAAGGUUACAGACUUUGCUAGCCCAGAAAUAGUACCUCGGGUUAAGAACUUUACCUCAGGAUGAGAACAGAAAUUGCAUGGUGGUGGUGCGGCAGCAGCAGCAGCGAGAGGCCCCAUUAGCUAAAGUGAUACCUCAGGUUAAGAACAGUUUCAGGUUAAGAACGGACCUCCGGAAUGAAUUAAGUUCCUAACCAGAGGUACCACUGUAAUAAUAAUAAUUUUUAUUUAUUUAUAUCCUGUCCUCCCCAGCCAAAGCCAAGCUCAGAGUGGCUAACAACAGUAAAAAUAGCACAGUUUAUGUAAAAUCACAAUCAGUUAAUUGAAAUACAUUCUAGUACAGUGGUACCUCGGGUUACAGACGCUUCAGGUGACAGACUCCGCUAACCCAGAAAUAGUGCUUCAGGUUGAGAACAGAAAUCAUGCUCUGGCGGUGCGGCAGCAGCAGGAGGCCCCAUUAGCGAAAGUGGUGCUUCAGGUUAAGAACAGUUUCAGUUUAAGAACGGACCUCCGGAACGAAUUAAGUACUUAACCCGAGGUACCACUGUAGUAACUAGUAGUACUACAUUCUAGUAGUAACUCUUGAACCUGGUCCAGUAGCAAAUCAGCAGCCAGUACAGAUUUCUGAGCACAGGUUCUAUAUGCUGGCAAGACCUCACUCCUGCCAGCCAUUGCGCUGCAGAAUUCUGCCCUAACUGCUGCUUCUGGAUCAAGCGCAAGGGAAGCCCAUCCCUGUGACUCAGCUGCAAGGGGGGGGGGCACAGAGGCAAUUGAGAGCUGCUGGCUUUGUUCUCCCCUUGCCCUUGCCCCCCCUUAGAGCGCUAGCCAGCAAGGAUGGAGCCUUCCCCCCCCCCUUUUGGUCUCUGUGACCCAAUUUUCACGGCCUGCUGCAUUUUGCGAUUCGCAGAAAUCGAGCGGAGUUCAUGUGCCACAUGAAACCGAGCGAACGGAAGGCGUCUUCCUCAUCCGGGCAGGAAUCUGGGAACUGGACUCUGGUGGAUGAAGGAGGAGAAGAGGUACCUUUUAAGAGGGAUGCCACUAACAGGGAGGAUAAGAGGAGAUAUGGUACAAAAAGUGAAUAAAGAAUGAGCUAUCCUUAAGGAAUUAAGGGACAUGGGUGGCGCUGUGGGUUAAACCACAGAGCCUAGGACUUGCUGAUCAGAAGGUUGGCGGUUCGAAUACCCGCGACGGGGUGAGCUCCCGUUGCUCGGUCCCUGCUCCUGCCAACCUAGCAGUUCAAAAGCACGUCAAAGUGCAAGAAAAUAAAUAGGUACCGCUCUGGUGGGAAGGUAAACGGCGUUUCCAUGCGCUGCUCUGGUUCGCCAGAAGCAGCUUAGUCAUGCUGGCCACAUGACCCAGAAGCUGUACGCCGGCUCCCUCGGCCCAAUAAAGCGAGAUAAGCGCUGCAACCCCAGAGUUGUCCGCGACUGGACCAAAUGGUCAGGGGUCCCUUUACCUGUCUUUAAGGAAUACAUCAAAAUUUAUGUGGAAAUAGAAGAAUUUCUGACAGAUAUUGAGUGAAUCCAGAAAAUGAUUAGAGUGAAAGGAGAGUAAAGUUAAGACAGAGGAAGAGACUAAAGAAGUAAUGAAAUGCGUUUAAGCUAGUUGGAAAAAUAAAAUAGCGUAACAAGAACGGCUGGAAGUCAAGUCACUUGGUGGGUGUCGGAGUGGGGCAGGUGUGUAGGUAUGUUGAUAUGUACAGUAUAGGUAGGUACUAUAUAGAGUAAUGUAGGUAUGUUUUAUGUUAUCAAAAUAAGGUAGUGUGUUACGUACUUGUAUCGUGUAAUUGUGUAAAUGUAUAUGUAUGUGUUUUAUAUGUUAAUAUAAAUUUUAAAAAAUCAGAGAGAUGGCACUGUGCACUUCCGGGACAGCGGGAAAUGCAGCCUUUUGAUGCGCUGUUGUCUUUUGUCCUAGGACGAAGAUUCUGAGACUAGCUGGCUCCUCCUCCUGGAAGACGACUUGAUCGCGCUUCUGUCCCAGUUCCCCUUUCACGAACUCUUCCAGCACAUCCUCGGGUUUGAUUCUAAAGGUGAGCGAAGUCCCCAAGGGAUGUGCGUCGGGCAGUAUGGAAACGGUGUGGAAUGUCAACUGAAGUAGCUGGUAUAUAUGGAAAGGCCGUGGGUUCAAUCCCCAGCGUCUCCACUUAGGCCUGGGGAGAAAGACGGCUGUAUAAAACCCCGAAGGAGCCGCUGGCAGUCAGUGUAGACUAAGUUAGAGAAAUCAACACUCGAACUCUGUGGAAGGCAGUUUCCUAUGUUCCUACUUAGUAGGUUGGGAACAGGAGUGAGUCUAGUUCAGUAGGACUGGCACCCAUAACUAAGACAGAGGUUAAGAUUAAUUUUUUAAAUAAUAAUUUUAUAAGUGUGUGUCUUCGUUUCUCAAUUUGUUCCCUUUACUCGGUUUUGCAUGUAUCGUGAUAUUUUACACACGGUGACUUGCAGUUAUUUUAACUGAUCGUAGCUUAGUAAUUAUUGCAAUUGUUAAGAGUGAAUUUCAGUUUAGCUAUUAUUUGCUGAUGUUUUGAGAGUUUAUUUUACUGUGUACUAUUAUAUUCCAAUAGAUUAUUGGAUAUUACUUUAUUUGAUGUAGGUCGUUCCGUUUUAAAGUUAUAUUUUAUCAUGACUUUUUGUAUUGGACCAGAUUAUUAUAAGGCGUGCUGUAUAUUUCGCCGCUGUAAACUGCCUUGUGUGUAGUAAUGUAGAAAGGUGGUGUACAAAUUAAAAGUGAAAUGAAAUGGAAAAAUAAGAAAUGCUGGAAUAUAUAUGACAGCACACUUGCCGUAGUCUGAACUAUAUUCCAGUUUCAACAGGACUUAUUAAUAACACGCUAAUUCUCCCCCUCGCCACCUUUUUCAAUCCUGAUCUGUUUUAUCUGUCGCGAAGGCAUCUACGUUCCUGAGAAAACAACGCCUCAAGAGAUGAUGAAGGUCUUUGCGUUUGCAAACUCUUUAGUGGAACUUCUUGCCAUGGGACUGGAAACCUUCAACAGAGCCCGCUACAGGCAGUUUGUGAAACGAAUCGGCCACCUCAUCAGGUAAGGAGCAUCACUUGGUAGCCUCAAGCAGCAACAGAGGCCCCUUCUUGGCCAACGUGGGAUUGUGGAGGUCACUGUUUGUCCAGCUUGCCUCCGCAUCCCAUCCCAGUUUUGUAAUUGCCGCUUUGCUCCAAAGGAAACGCCUGAGCAUCUUGUUCUUCUGCCAGCGUUAGAUUAGCACCCUUUACCUUUUUUAGAAUCAAAACAUCUUAGAAUUGUAGAGUCAGAAGGAGUCUGAGGGCCGUGCAACAGCUUCUUGUGGUUCUUUACAUGUUUCCAAAGGGGCCUUUGGCAUGUGUAGUUCAGCAGCUCUUGCAUCAUCCUCACUAUUUACUGAUCACAGAAUCAGAAAAUUGUGGAGUUGGCCAUUUGCAUUUCAGGGAUCUCAGCUAAAGCAUCCAAGAGGGAUGGGCAUCCAGCCUCUUCUUAAAAACCUCCAAGGAAGGAGAGUCCAUAGUAGUUGGCCACCGUGAGAGCAGGAGGCUGGACUACAAUGCACCGUUGGCCUGAUCUGGCUGCAAGGCUCUUCUUACAUUCUUAAAUGAUUUGUAGACAUUCAGAUUUUCCGCAUUGUCCUGUUCCGCCUCCCCGUUCCCCCUCUCUCGCCUCCUGCUGUUAGGAUGACGCUUUGCUACGUGAGUGACCACUGGGCCCAGUAUGCCAGCCAGGCCAAAGGCUACGGCUAUGAGAUGCACCCUUACUCUGUUGAGAAACUGCAGGUGGAAUUUGACGAGCUCUUCCUGAGGGCUGUCCUCCAAGUCCUGAAAGCGAAAAGGUAGGAAACGAGGGGCUGUGCCGGGGGCGGGGGGGGGGGGGUGACAUUUGUGGCGGUUGGGGAAGUCUAGGUUGCGUCUAGAAGAGAGCUGUGAAGUCAGGUGGGACCCAAUAGAAGGCCAGAACUCAAAUCCUCCAGGUGUGGAGGGAAAUGGCCUUUAUCAGAGCUUGUUAGCGUGCAGUUAAUUUCCAAGGUUAGGGGCAUAUGUGUUUCCUCUGCGGGAGAGAUCCGCCGAAGCCGACAAAGUGAGUGGCUGGACCAUUUGAGAAUCCUCUCUGCCUUGGCAGCAAGGGUAGCUGCCCAUGCACUGUCUCGCCAGAGUGGUGCAUGCUCUGGUUAUCUCCCGCUUGGACUACUGCAAUGUGCUCUAUGUGGGACUACCUUUGAAGGUGACCCGGAAACUGCAAUUAAUCCAGAAUGCGGCAGCUAGACUGGUGACUGGGAGUGGCUGCUGAGACCACAUAACACCUGUCCUGAAAGACCUACAUUGGCUCCCGGUACGUUUCCAGGCACAAUUCGAAGUGUUGGUGUUGACCUUUAAAGCCCUAAAUGGCCUCGGUCCAGUAUAUCUGAAGGAGCGUCUCCACCUCUAUCGUUCUGCCCGGACACUGAGGUCCAACUGAGAGCCUUCUGGAGGUUCCCUCCCUGCGAGAAGUGAGGUUACAGGGAACCAGACAGAGGGUCUUCUCGGUAGUGGCACCCACCCUGUGGAACGUCCCCCCUUCAGAUGUCAAAGAAUAAACAACUAUCUGACUUUUAGAAGGCAUCUGAAGGCAGUCUUGUGAUCAUGGAAUUGUAGAGUUGGAAGGGACCCCCAGGGUCAUCUAGUCCAACCCCCUGCAAUGCAACAUGGGGCUCAAACCCACAACCCUGAGAUUAAGAGUCCCAUGCUCUACCAACUGAGCCAUGCUAGCAUUGUGUAGGGAAGCUUUUAAUAUUUGAUGAAUUAUUGUAUUAUAAUACUUUGCUGGAAGCCGCUCAGAGUGGCUGGGGAAGCCCAGCCAGAUGGGCGGGGUAUAAAUAAUAAAUUAUUAUUAUUCCUGUGCCCGAAACAUUUCUGUUUGGUCUUCCCAUUCCCAACAGGCUAGGGGUCUGGCUCUUUAUGUCCGAGAUGCCCUACGGGACCCUGUCCUGCAACAUGCUCUGGAAGCUUUUCUCCAUCAUGCACUGCGCAGAAAGCGAGAACCUGGAGAAGCCGUGUGCCGUGGUGCAGCUGGCUGACUGCAAACACAGACUCAAUGGUAGCGUCUCAAUCCCCCCGUCUCCCUUUCUUUCUUUGGUCGCUUGCGUGCGUAUUUUCAGCCAGGUAUAUUUGGAUGCUCAUCUGCCUGGGGUGUAAGCGUCACGGCUGGUGUCCCCGGACCAAGCAAGUACAGUGGUACCUCAGGUUACAUACGCUUCAGGUUACAGACUCCGCUAACCCAGAAAUAAUGCUUCAGGUUAAGAAUUUUGCUUCAGGAUGAGAACAGAAAUCGUGCUCUAGCAGCGCGGCGGCAGCAGGAGGUCCCAUUAGCUAAAGUGGUGCUUCAGGUUAAGAACAGUUUCAGGUUAAGUACAGACCUCUGGAACGAAUGAAGUACUUAACCCGAGGUACCACAGUAGUCACGCAGGCAAGCGCUGAUUCCUUCUGAAUGCAUCACUGCGAUGCAGCCCUCUGGCUGUCUUCCUGUGAUGGUGGUGGUGCAACGUUGGGGAAUCUUUUUCGGCCUGAGAGCCACAUUUCCUUCUGUGUAACCUUCUGAAGGCUGGUAGGGAGAUCUGCUUUGGGGAAAAAUGGUUGGGCUUAGGCAGAUGUGCUUCCACUCCCAAUUCUUUGCCGCUAGGAAAAGAUCUGCCUGCCUCCAUCCCAUGUUAGCUGCUGUGUGCCGACUUGGUCAUGUUGGGCAGUCGUUCAGGCCCCUUAUCAAUUUAGAACACAGCAGCGGUAGCCAAUUUGGAAAUAAACAACUACCUGACUUUUAGAAAACAUCUGAAAGCUGUGUUGGGAAGUUUAUUUUAUGUCUAACCAUUUUUUAUGUGCCGUAAGCUGCCCAGAGUGGCUGGGGAAACCCAGCCAGAUGGGCGGGGUAUAAAUAAAAUAAUAAUAGUAAUAAUCUAUUUUAAUAAAUAACCAUUUUACUUUUAAAAGACAACUGAAGGCAGCCCUGUUUAGGGAAGUUUUUAAUGUCUGACGCUGUAUUGUUUUUAAUAUUCGGUUGGAAGCCACCCAGAGUGGCUGGGGAAGCCCAGCCAGAUGGGCGGGGUAUAAAUAAUAAAUUAUUAUUAUUAAUCAUUAUCAUCAUCUUCGUCCUCCAUAUAAUUCUGGACUCAAGCUCCCCUCUGCCCCAGACAGCAGUCUGCAUUUCUCAGGGACAGUGGGUGUUGCGGUCAGACAAUAUCUGGAGCUCACCGCUGUGAUGCAGAGUAGAAUGAAACGCCCAUUAAAGGAGGAUCUCCGAUCUUUGCCCUUGAAAUAAAACCAGCCCCCUCUUUUGCCACCGGCAGACCCAGCCCACCUGGAGAAUUUCGAAAAGUAUCUCCAGUCGAUGAACGGGUCCGAGGAGAUCUGCCUGCUGACGACGUUUGCCCAGAUGGCUCAGGCGAAACGCGAGGAUGCUGACCAGGACUUUGUCAGAGUCAUCGUGUUGGAGAUCUAUGAGGUGAGCCAGGAGCAGUUCGAUAGGUGAGAGGGAGCUGCGGUGUUGGGCAGAAAGCUCCGACCCGGGAGUGGCUUCCGCACUGCAGCUGCGAGGCGGAGCUGCGAAGGAAGCAGCCCCGGGUUCGAAUCUUGCCUCUGCUGCGAACUUGCUAAGAGAUGGCUGUGUGUCGGCCUCCUUUUCCUGGUCCCAGCCAGCCAUUCAUCUACUGGAAGCUGAGCAAGGCUGUUUGCUGAGAAAGGGCGUUUUGACUCCGUGCUAGCAUUCGAGUGACAAAGGAAGUAAAAGGAGGUGGAUAACAAUUAAGGAUUUAUUAUGUUUGGAAAAUUUAUAUAGAAAGGUUUAUUGUUUUGUGUGCAUUCAAUUGUAAGAUAAAACAUAUGCAAAGGGACUUGACAGGAAGUCAGAACUGAAGAAAAGAUUUUGUAAGAUAAAAGGGGGAAAAUAUUUAUUUUCAUUAUUAAUUUUUUCUUUCCCCCCUUUUUUUCUGUCUGUGUUUGUGUGUGUUGUAUGGAAUGGAAUGUUUGGGAGGAAAUAAGACGGUAAAUAACAAAUAAACAAAAUAUUGAUGUAUGUAAUUUUUAUUUCUCAAUUACGUUUUGUGGUAGUAGGGUUGUAAUGUUUUUUGUAACAUAAAAUUAUUCAAUAAAAAUUAUUUUUUAAAAAGAGAGAAAUGGCGUUUUACCAGGGAAAGCCUCAGCGGGCGGCUAAAAAUGAAGUAAAAACCGCUGUAUUUCUCCAGGUGUCGUACGUCAGCCUUUCCACCAGAGAGACUUUCUCAAAGGUCGGCCGGGAGCUCCUGGGCGCCAUCACCGCUGUCCACACCAGCAUGAUCUCUGUUCUUCUGGACCGAGUCAAAGAGACCAUUGAAAAGGUUGGCAUGGUAAGAACCACGCCAUGCUGGGCUGCAGCUGUUGCUGAGCCCAGUUGAUGGAGAACGUCCUUUAGCCAUGUACAACUUACCGUAUUUUUUGCUCUAUAAGACUCACUUUUUCCCUCCUAAAAAGUAAGGGGAAAUGUGUGUGCGUCUUAUGGAGCGAAUGCAGGCUGCACAGCUUUCGCUGAAGCCAGGAGAGCAAGAGGGAUUGCUGCUUUCACUGCGCAGCGAUCCCUCUUGCUGUUCUGGCUUCUGAGAUUCAGAAUAUUUUUUUUCUUGUUUUCCUCCUCCAAAAACUAGGUGCGUCUUGUGGUCUGGUGCGUCUUAUAGAGUGAAAAAUACGGUAAAAUGCUCCUGCUAGAAUUGUACGCCAGCCCUGUUGUUUUGCGUUUAUUCUGGUUCGGAAGGGGAACGGCAAGGACCUUCAGCCUCACCUUCUGAAUGAUGGAAACCUCAUUCAUCCGCGCCCUGAUAUUUCAGCGCCUGCCACCUCCCAAAUGCACACCUUACAGCUCUUAUCUGGGUAAACAGCAGGGACUAGAAGCAUGUUCUGAGUCACAGAACACACACAGGCCUGUUGGAGAAAGGAGCUUGGAGGACCCAAGGGCCAUAGAGCCCUUACUGCUAAAUAAGAGACACCUUAGAAGACCAUGAGCUGAGAGCCAAGGGGCAGAUGGAGCUCAGCAGCUCAGGAAAGUAGCCUAUGUUGGGAGAAUGAAAACUCUCAUCCUAAACCUUCGCUGCCUUGCAGGUUUUCGUUCGGAAAAUGCAAUGAAAUGAAAUACUUUAUUGUCACUUGUACAACUUGUGUACAGUGAGAUUACAUAAUAAUAAUAAUAAUAAUAAUAAUAAUAAUAGGCUAAGGAGUAAAUCCUUCACAAAUCUGGACCUGAGUCCCUGAGACGGUUGGAUGGCACCUUUUGCGCCUCCUUCUGGCAACUCCUGCUGCCAAGCUUUUGCCAGAUGUCUUGCUCUGCUUUCCUUUGGAUCCCAUCAGUGAGGCUGGCGGGGGCGGGGGUCUUGUCGUCUGAGCAGCCCAGGACCUCCAGACACACUGCCCAGUCUUGCGCCUGGGGAGCUCACUUCGGCACUGCUAACACAGCAGUUUGACUUCACCGCUGGAAGUACACUCCCUUGUCUCUUGAGAUAGAUGGACACCAACAGAGGCUUGUAUAAGCGGGUCCAAUAUUUCCAUUCUCUUGCUUUGAGCGUUUUAUUUUUGCAAGAUUACUCACUCCCAACAGCGUUGAAAAAGACUUCACUGGACCUUUGAGAUGGUCUUCUUUAUUAUAAUAUUUUUAUUAGUUUCCAAUUACAUUCCAAUAACAGCCUCAUUAUAACAAUGCCAAUUUAUAAUACAAUUACUAAUACCAAUCGUUCAAAUACCGAACUACGUAAUUUAGGUGGCCUGCCCGUGUGCUAGAAUGGAUGGUUUUAUGCUUUUCUUUACUUCUGCAUUCCAAAAUCUUAUUAAUUUCUAUUACAUUCCGGUCAUCAUAAUAAUCCCUUAUACAACAACUGCAAUACUAAUAAUUUCUAUUUGUGUUGGCACAUGAAAUGCUUUAUAAAACUACAAGUGAGGCACUCAAACUAUAUCCUUAGUCUUCCUGUGUGUGGCAAUUAUUCUGUCCGUGGCGUUUCUUCCUUUUCUUGUAAAAUGUUACGUCUUAUCUUUUCCCGGUUGUUUCUCUACUCCAGCAUCUUCAUCGGCAUAUCUGUCACCUUUUUCUUCUUAGGUUUCUCUUUAUUUAUUUAAAGAGCUGCCCAUGCACCUCUGGAAGCCAUCUUCAUCUGAGGUAGCCCUGAUCCGCGACUGGCUUCUCAAUCACAGCCUCACUGAAGUGGAGAACAAACUCGCCUGCAUUAUCCUGGAAGGGCUGAACUGGGGAGUCGGUGAGCAGGUGCGUGUGGAGAAAGGAGGCUGCAGCUUUUUAAUCAGUGAAUCGAACAAUGCAUUCAAAUUUCCAGUUAUUUUUAAUACCGGUACUUUGGGGUGUGGGGGGGGUGGGAACUGCAGGUGGCAGGCUCCAUUUUUGAAGACACCCACCACCCCACAAACACACACACUUGUGCAGGAGUGAAAAGCUCCUUUAAACGGGCUUUUGCUACGUCGUAAUGAAUGCAUCAGCUGAUUGCAAAGUAAAACACCAGUCUUGAAACACCAGUCUUGAAAGACCUACACUGGCUCCCAGUAUGUUUCCGAGCACAAUUCAAAGUGUUGGUGCUGACCUUUAAAGCCCUAAACGGCCUUGGCCCAGUAUACCUGAAGGAGCAUCUCCACCUCCAUCGUUCUGCCCGGACACUGAGGUCCAGCGACAAGGGCCUUCUGGCGGUUCCCUCGCUGCGAGAAGCCAAGUUACAGGGAACCAGGCAGAGGGCCUUCUCGGUGGUGGCACCCGCCCUGUGGAACCCCCUCCCACCAGAUGUCAAAGAGAAAAAUAACUACCAAACUUUUAGAAGACAUCUAAAGGAAGCUUAGGGAAGAUUUUAAUGUUUAAUAGGUUAUUGUAUUUUAGUGUUUUGUUGGAAGCCGCCCAGAGUGGCUGGGGGGACCCAGCCAGAUGGGCGGGGUAUAAAUAAUAAAUUAUUAUUAUUAUUAUUAUUAUUAUUAUUAUUAUUAAACCUGGUUUCAGUCCAGAGGAAGGUUUGUGCAGAUUUCAUAGAGCCCUUUUCUACAUGAGGGCUGCAUUCUCCUAUGGGCAAUUUUGUGAGGCCACUGAAUGGGUGGGGACAGAGCGGAAACGGGCGGAGCAACGAAUGCAAAUUUUACCUCUCUACAAAAGGCUAGUUUUUAUCCACAUUGCAAAUGAGCAGCCCAAAGGCUUGGGUAAAUGGAAUUUUUUUACCCCUGGCCUCUGAAAACAGACAUCAUAAUAAUAAUUUAUUAUUUAUACCCUGCCCAUCUGGCUGGGCUUCCCCAGCCACUCUGGGCGGCUUCCAACAAAAUAUUAAAACACAGAGGCAUGACUCUGCAAGCCACCACUGUUUAUUUGCCAGCAUGUUCCCCUUCUGGGUAGCUUUGCCUUCUCCCUGCUAGUGCAGGGAGGAAACAGGCCAGGGGCUGUUACUCUUCAAGCAACUCUACUCAGUAGGCCAAGAACAACCCUCAGUUCAUUGGGACAGACCGCAGUCCCUUGUUCAAACAUACCUGCCCCAGGGACCACGGUUUACUGUGAUGUGAUGGGAGGGUUGUACAUUUAAGGCCCGUGUCUUAAACGUCAUUCACCAUCAGGGUGGCCUUCAUCUCGACCCAACGGUCCACGCUGAAGUUGCGCUAAUGGUCUUAGAAGCUUACCAGAAGUACCUCUCUCAGAAACCGUACAGCGGGCUCAUCUCUGAAAGCAUCAAGCAGGUACGUCCUUCUUCCUUGAAUGCUUCUUGUUAGCUUGGCUUUUUUGCACUGAAGUUUUUUUUUAUCAAGUUCCCCAAAAUUCACACAUACAUUUCAAUACAGUGGAACCUCGGGUUGUGAAUGUGAUCCGUGCGGGAGGCACAUUCGCAACCCUCAGCGCCGCGUCUGCGCAUGCGCAAAGUGCUAUUUAGUGCUUCUGUGCAUGUGUGAGCACCGAAACCCAGAAGUAACCCCUUCUGGUGCUUCCGGGUUCAGCGCGGUGUGCAACCUGAAAAUUUCGUAACCUGAAGCUUCUGUAACCCAAGGUACCACUGUACAUAAUAAAAACUUUUCCCCAACUUCUCACCUGCUUUUCCAUGGUGUUUCCAUUUCUCACCCCCGCUGCACCCUCUCUUAAACCUUAAGAAAACUGCCGUAAUCUUUAAUCCCUUCUAUUGCUCACAGUGUCAAAUCCUUCUUGUGUGUUCAUCAUGUAAUAAUACUUCUUUAUACAAUCCUGUUUGCUAUGGGGGAGGCAGCGACGAGCUGGGUUCCCAUAAACUGUUGCUUAAAAACUGCCCUGCACUUCUGUUGGAUGUAAGGUUGGGCAGUUGUUACCUAAGUCCCUCCCAUAAAUGUAGAUGAAGCCUGUGGCCAAUGCAGAUUUUUGCUGGACUACAAUUCCCAUCAUUCCUGACCAUCAGCGGUGCUGGUGUGCUGAUGGGAGUUGGAGUCCAUCAAUCUUCAGGUUAAAGCAACGCUAAGCGACUUUGCACCGCUCCAAGAUGCUGUGUAGACAAACCGGAAGUCCCGUCUCUCUUACGGAACCGCCUCUCCCGAUAUGCCCCAUGGAGGACCUUAAGGUCCAUAAAUAGCAACACCCUAGAGGUCCUGGGCCCUAAGGAAGUCAGAUUAGCCUCAACCAGAGGCAGGGCCUUUUCAACACUGGCUCUGGCCUUGUGGAACGCUCUGUCUCAUGAGACCAGGGCCCUGCAGGAUCUGAUUUCUUUCCGCAGGGCCUGUAAGACAGAGUUGUUCCGCCUGGCCUUUGGCUUGGAAUCAACUUGAUCCCCUUCCCCUCUUUCCUUUCUCCUUCUGUGAUGCAACCCCUAUUUGGGGACUUCCCUGCCUUUUUUCUGGCCCACGUAGGACCAGUCUGGAUAGUUGACCUUGGCGAAGACUUGACAUUUUCAUCCCCAAAAAGUUUUUGCUUUGAGUUUCUACUGAAAUGAGGCUGCAUUUUAAUGUUGUACUUAAUCUUGUUUCGAAGUUGUAUUUUAAUCAAUUGUUUUUACCUGGUGUUAGCCGCCCUGAGCCCGGUCUUGGCUGGGGAAGGCGGGGUAUAAAUAAAAUUUAUUAUUAUUAUUUAUCAUUGUCUAGGUCUCCUACCUGGCCAGCGUCGUCCGUUAUGGAGAGACACCCGAAACCUCCUUCAACCAGUGGGCCUGGGGGCUGGUCUUGAGGCUGAAACUGCACGCCAACGACUACGGGAUGCAGCAGGGCUGGCCUCUCACUCCCGUCUCCUCUGCGGCGCUUGAGCUGGCGGAAUCGCCCACCUUUCACCCACUGUUGAAGGCCGUCCGGUCGGGCCUCCCUAUUGGCUGCUACCUGGCGUUGGCCAUGACGACGGUGGGGCAUAGGUGAGUGCCAGGAGAACUCUCCCUUGCCCUCUGUGUCCUCGGCGGUGCAUUUCUGGGUUUACAUGCAUCCCCGCCCCAGGCCUGCAGCUCGUUCACAGUCAAUCAGAAAGCAUAGGGAAGGUAGUGCAAUCAUGGCUCAGAGGAACCUGGUGAAUCCCCCCUGUAAUGGCUCGUGCAUAAAUCGGCGCCACACCUGGCUGGGUUGCCUGAGUGAACCCUUUCUGUCCGGACAGCCGCUCGCCCGUGGCUGUCUCAAUCGCUGGCAGAAUCCGUCAGUGGGCGUUUCUUGAACUUCUUCCAGCAAAGAAGCUCUUUGACGCCGAAUCUCCGCCUACUCUCCCUGCGCGGAAGCCUUCUGCGCAGGGAGGGUGUGGGCAGCGGAGGACCCGUGCUCUCCCCGCUGGUCCCCGGAGAGGAGUCAUGGAGCCACCUUGCCGAUUCCCCCAUCUGCCCCCCUUCUCCACUGGUGCUAUGCUGAUUUCCUUCCCCAGAAGAUGUGCUGCUUCUCUCCCUCCCGGGACGCUCUCCGGAAUCCCUCUGGAGCCCUCCCUCUCCCUCUGGCUCCGAUGGCAGUUCCCUGACACCCCCCUCCCAAAAAACCCCUCAAGCUGACCUGCCCUUGCAUCACAGGAACAUAGGAAGCUGUCUUAUACAGAGCCAGACCAUUGGUCUGUGUAACUGACUGACAAUGGCUCUCCUAGGUUUCAGGGCGGGGUAUAAAUAAUAAAUUAUUAUUCUGGGAAUGGAACUUGGCAUCUUCUUCAGGCAAAUCAGGUUCUCUGCCCCUGAGCAACGGCCCUUCCCCUUGCUUAUUUGUUUAUUUAUUAAACUUACCACAGCCAUACCUCGGGUUGCGAACGUGAUCCGUGCAGGAGGCACGUUCGCAACAUGCAGUGCCGUGUCUGCGCACGCGUGUGACGUGAUUCGGCGCUUCUGCGCAUGCGUGUGAUGUCAUUUUGUGUUUUUGCGCAUGCGCGAGCGCCGAAACCUGGAAGUAACCUGUUCCGGUACUUCCAGGUUCGGUGCGGACCACAACCCAAAAACGCGCAACCCGCAGCGUUCGUAACUUGAGGUAUGACUGUACAGUGGUACCUUGGUUUUUGAACAGAAUGAGUUCCGGGAGCCCGUUCAACUCCCGGAACUGUUCAGAAAACUGAAGCAUGACUUCUGAUUGUCUGUAGGAGUGUCCUGCAGCCAAUCGGAAGCCACAGAAGCCGCGCCAGAUGUUCAGCUUCCGAAAAUCGUUCGAAAACCGGAACACUCACUUCCGGGUUUCGAUCGUUCAGGAGCCAAUCUGUUCGGGAGCCGAGGCGUUCAAGAUCCAGGGUACAACUGUAGUUGCUUGUCAUGUGAAAGUCUCCAAGCAAUGUCCAGUAAAGAUAGAUUUACAGCACAUAAUGGGGGUGGGGGGAGGUGGCAGCUGCCCAAUGCAUCUUCUCAUCUGUCUCCCCAUAAUAGCUUUGAGGCAGGAAUCCCCUCAGAAGAAUUUGUGUCAGCUUCCUGGAAGCCUGCAGGCGUGGGAGCAGAGAUCACCCUUCUGCCUGUUAAUACCGUUAUCGUUUUGUCCAAUGACUAACAUACAUUUUCCUCUUAUCCUUCAAUAGUGUUGAGAAGUUCUGUGCUGAAGGGAUCUCACUCCUGGGCGUUUUGGUGCAGUCGCGGCAUCUGAGAACGGUGGUUCAUGUCCUGGAUAAAGUCUUAGCGUUGUUCUAUCCAUGCCAGUAUUACCUGCUGAAGAACGAACAGUAAGUCCAAGACUGCCUGCCUUGCUUGUAUCCCCCAUCUAUCCUUUCAAAAUUCUGCUGUUACUGCAUCUCAAGGCAGCCCUGUAUAGGAAAGUUUUUAAUGUUUAAUGUUUUAUUAUGUUUUUGAAUAUGCUGGGAAGAGUGGCUGGGACAACCCAGUCAGAUGGACAGGGGUACAAAUAUUAUUAUUAUUAUUAAUUAAAUAGGGCAGGCUGGUUUUUGCAGCUCAGCCAGAGGGCCCUUUCUGAGAGUUGGUAUAUGUCAGGCAUAGGCAAACUUGGCCCUCCAGAUGUUUUUGGCCUACAACUCCCAGGAUCCCUAGCCAGCAGGACCAGUGGUCAGGGAUGAUGGGAACUGUAGUCCCAAAACAUCUGGAGGGCUGAGUUUGCCUAUGCCUGAUAUAUGUAGUGCACAGCAUUUGAAAUUAGCUGGGCAUUUUGUAACUGGCAACUGGUCUUUUGCAACAGGAUUGAUAUGUCCAGGUGCCACCUUUGGCGCCUAACAUAUCCACCUGCCUGUGGGUUAUUCAGGGGGCCUGCAGAGUAGCGCGGCAGCAAAAGACAUGCCUUUGUUUUUUUGCUGUUGCUGCUGCGCUGCCGGGCAAAUCAGCUGUUUUGCGGGGUAGCGCGGUAGCAAAAUACAUGCCUUUUGCUGCUGUGCUACCUUGCAGACCCCCUGAAUCACCUGGCAGCAAAAAAAAAGAAAGAAAGAACUUUUUUUUUUACCUGCUAUCUGUCUUCAAAAAAGAAAUCCUAGUCUAUGUACAAAAAAUGGCGACUGGACAUUCUGUUUUGGUACCCACCAUCCAGAUCCCAGCAGUCAUAUGGCUCCUAGCUUUUGUAUCCUAGUUUGUAACAAUGGUAGUGGGGCAACUGUACCUUUUCGACCUAGCAACUAAAUUGGCAACUUGUUCUUUGUCCUGUCCCGCCCCACCCAGGUUUCUGUCUUGCCUCUAUCAAUUCCUUCAGCUGGACAGUGGCGUCCCCCAAGGGAUGACCCAGCAAGUGACGCAGAAAGUCACUCAGCACUUAACUGGGACGAGUUACGGUGAAAACAUCAAGCUGCUCAACUGCAUGAUUCAGGUCAGGAGCUAGAAGCAUGUCUUCUUCGACCGUGGACUCUUUUAAGGCUGGAAGGGAACCAAGGGACCAAAGCACCCAUCCCUUUGCUCCUAAAGAUCAGCCUACAUGGUGCAAGACUAGAAUGUGCCACAAGACAAAAGCAAGGAGUUAUUGACAGUUUUACCGCUUCCUUUAAACUGCUUAGAGGCUUUACAGCAAUCAAGCAGCAUAUGAAUUUUUGUUAAAUAAAAUAAGGGUGGUUGCCCCAUGUAAACGAAUGUGCGUGUCCCCGCAAGCGUGGAAUCUCAGAAUCAUCCAAUUGUCAAGUUGGAAAUGACCCAAAGGGUCCCUUAUUCCAAACCUCUGCAAUGCAGGAAUCUCAGCUAAUGAAUCUCUGACAGAGAAUCUUUCUGAGAAUCUUGGCUCUUCCUUCCUUUCCCAAAUUAAGCUUAUCUUAGGCUCGACAAGAUAGGCUUGAGAGCUUGUAGAUCCGCAUCUGCUGAAAUUCCAGGAGUUCCAGGGAUGACUGAAUGAGAGCGACAGGGUUUGGGGUGGGGUUCAGGGUACAUCAAUGCAGUUAAAAUGUCAUGGCCCCGACCUCUGGAAGCAGCCAGGACUUUGAUGCAGGGGAACAGAAGUCAGGACCAGCUGUGCAAGCAACAUCAGACCACAUAACACCGGUCUUGAAAGACCUACACUGGCUCCCAGUACAUUUCCGAGCACAAUUCAAAGUGUUGGUGCUGACCUUUAAAGCCCUAAAUGGCCUCGGCCCAGUAUAUCUGAAGGAGCAUCUCCACCCCCCCAUUGUUCUACCCGGAUACUGAGGUCCAGUGCCGAGGGCCUUCUGGAGGUUCCCUCACAGCGUGAAACCAAGUUACAGGGAACCAGGCAGAGGGCCUUCUCGGUAGUGGCACCCACCCUGUGGAACGCCCUCCCACCAGAUGUCAAAGAGAAGAACAACUACCAGACUUUUAGAAGACAUCUGAAGGCAGCCCUCUUUAGGGAGGCUUUUAAUGUUUGAUGUAUUGUGGUAUUUUAAUAUUUUGAUGGAAGCCGCCCAGAGUGGCUGGGGAAGCCCAGCCAGAUGGGCGGGGUAUAAAUAAUAAAUUAUUAUUAUAUAUUAUAUUAUUCUGGGUCCAGGCAGAGUCUCCAGUGCGGAGCCAGAACCGGCCAGCUGGAAGUGCCUUCAGCUGCCCCUUCCCCAUCGAGGCCAAUGGUCUUUGUCCAUGCCAGGAGCCUCACUCUUUUCAGUGCUUGUGUUUGGCAAGCACUGCCAAAGAGGCAACAACGAUGCAUGCCUGCAGGCUAGAGGCCUGCUCCACCUUUCAGCAAAGGCUUGAACAGCCUGGGAAGGGUUCUAUGACCUCAGCAAAUUGCCAGCUCGGUGCUGUCCAAGGUCCUGCGAUGAGAGAGAGAGAGAGAGACUGGGAAUCCUGAUAGUAGAUGAUUCGGUCAAGGAAGCCAAGUUGCAUGCAGCUGGGGUGUGUGGAGGCUUGUAGAAUCUGGAUUUCUGACCGUUUCUGAGGCCAACCCCAGGGAGAUUCUGGAGAAACAUCAGGAAGAAUUUUCAGACAGCGACAGCCUUUCGGCACUGGGAUGGGCUCCCUCAGAAGGUGGUGGACUCCUUCCUUGGAGGUUUUUAAGCAGAGGUUGGAUGGCCAUCUGUCAGGGAUGCCUUUAAAGCCCUCAACGGCCUCGGUCCGGUAUACCUGAAGGAGCAUCUCCACCUUCAUCGUUCUGCCCAGACACUGAGGUCCAGCAUCGAGGGCCUUCUGGCAGUUCCCUCAUUGCAAGAAGUGAGGUUACACGGAACCAGGCAGAGGGCCUUCUCGGUAGUGGCACCCGCCCUGUGGAACGCCCUCCCACCAGAUGUCAAAGAGAAAAACAACUACCAGACUUUUAGAAGACAUUCCCUGUUUAGGGUAGCUUUUAAUGUUUAAUAGGUUAUUGUAUUUUAAUAUUCUGUUGGAAGCCUCCCAGAGUGGCUGGGGAAACCCAGCCAGAUGGGCAGGGUAUAAAUAAUAAAUUAACAUUAUUGUUAUUAGUGGAGAUUCUUGCAUUGCAAGGGGUUGGACUACAUGACCCUCGGGGUCCCUUCCGGCACUACAAUUCUCUGACCACCCUGGUCUCCCAUCAGAAGAAACAUGCAAAACUGGUGGGCAAAAGAUACAGUGUCAGUGAGUUGGCUGUGCUGUGGAUGAGUGAGAAUCAGGCGCUGUUCUCUCUCUCUUUCUCUCUCUCUCUCUCUCUCUCUCUCUCUCUCUCUGUGUGUGUGUGUACAGCCCAUGCAAUGAGCACCUCCAUGCAAAUACAGUUUUGACUGCUUUUCUGUCGCCUGCAGAAAUCCGUCUCUAAUGGUGGCAGCGUUUUAUAAGAAGGGCUGUUCUCACGCCUUGUUGCUGCCCUCCAGGUCUGUGGGUUCUCUCCGGCCCUUAUUGCGAUCUCAUUUCAUCCUUCCACCCUUUUUCUUGGCAGACUCACAUUUUUAUGAGCAGCCUUCCCAACGGAGUCGGGCCAGCGGCCGUGUUGGAGUUCUGGGUUCAGGCCCUCAUCAGCCAGCCGCUGUGGCACAAGGAGAGAGCCAUACUCUGCCUGAUGGACCACUUGUGCCAAGCCGCUUUCCAGUUCAACCAAGAGGACUGUGUGCAGAAGCUGCUGUACCAGCAACACAAGGUAUGGAUGCUCCAUCCCUCUUUCCCUCCUGGGUUAGGAGAUGCUUUAACUAGCAGUGUCUGUUGGUGUUUUGCAACUUUGACCUGUUGCAGGACCUUAGCCAGACCUUAGCAGAGCAUAUGCAGAGUUCCAGAAAGCAAUCAGUUGCAGGCAGGAUGGACGAAGCAGGAACAAAUGCUGCUAUUAGUAACUUGGUUGCUUUGAUGUGUUUAUUAUUUACGGCAGACUCUACAAGUUAUUUCAGUGGUACCUCUAGAUACGAAUGGGAUCCGUUCCGGAGCCCCGUUCGCAUCUAGAAGCAAACGUAACUAGUGACGGCACGUCUGUGCAUGCACGCAUCACGUUUUGCCGCUUCUGCGCAUGCGCAUGACGUCAUUUUGAGCGUCUGCGCAUGCGCAAGCGGCGAAACCCGGAAGUAACGCGCUCCGUUACUUCCGGGUUGCUGCGGAGCGCAACUCAAGCGCACUCAACCCAAAGCGCAUUCAACCGAGGUAUGACUGUAUAUACAAGAACAGAAACGUGGAUCUUAACUAGCUCUCUCUUAACAAACGCCAAACGACUCUCAGAACAUCACACUGACCGACAACACAGUCCAGUCAGUAAGGUCAUAAAUCAUCAUGCCCUUGUGAGACUUCAAUUUUAAAGCUGUUUCCAGGCUCCCAUAUCUCCAGGCAGAUAACUCUCUGCUCAGUCAUCCUUGUCUGUCGGCCAACUCUUAAUUGACUCUGUGAAGCUGCACAGAAUAGCACGUAGUCAAAAAUCCCAACAGUGUCUGUCUCGAGAGACGAUGGAGUGCACUUCUUGGGGUGAACAUCCCCGGAGGUGCAAGCCUGGAUGUCCUGGGCUGCCCAGACGACAAGACCCUCUCUCAGCCUCGCUGAUGUGGUCCAAAGGAAUGCAUAGCAAUGUCUUUGGCACCAGCUUGGCUGCAGGAAUUGCUGGACGGAGGCGUACAAGGCGCCAUCCAACCAUCUUAGGGAUUCCACUCUAGAUUUGUGUAGGGUUUUCUUCUGAAGAUAUCCAGCAAGGCAGUGAAGGUUUAGGAUCAGAGUUCUCUUUCUCCUUGAUGGGCUUCCUUCCCAGGCUGAUCACUCCCAUCUGCCCCUCAUAUUUAAAUAAUGGCCAAGUAAUGCAGAAUGUGGGACGCGGGUGGCGCUGUGGGUUAAACCACUGAGCCUCUUGGGCUUGCUGAUCAGAAGGUCGGCGGUUCGAAUCCCCGCGACAGGGUGAGCUCCCGUUGCUCGGUCCCUGCUCCUGCCCACCUAGCAGUUCGAAAGCACGUCAAAGUGCAAGUAGAUAAAUAGGUACCACUCCGGCAGGAAGGUAAACGGUGUUUCCGUGCGCUGCUCUGGUACGCCAGAAGCGGCUUAGUCAUGCUGGCCACAUGACCCGGAAGCUGUACGCCGGCUCCCUCGGCCAAUAAAGCGAGAUGAGCGCCGCAGCCCCAGAGUCGGCCGCGACUGGACCUAAUGGUCAGGGGUCCCUUUAACUUUACCUUUACCUUUAAUGCAGAAUGUGUUGGGAUGCUGUGGUCGCCUGUUCCCUGCUCUGGAAGUGGGUUGGACUUGUUGAGCUUUGGGAUCACUUAUAACACUUGGACUCUGCGAUUCUUGGGUGUGUGGCUACUUAAUUCAUGGGCAUGGCCCUUCCUUCUUCCUAUGACCUCAUGCAGGCUUCCUCAACCUGGGCCCUCCAGAUGUUUUUGGCUUACAACUCCCAUGAUCCCUAGCUAGCAGGACCAGUGGUCAGGGAUGAUAGGAAUUGCAGUCUCAAAACAUCUGGAGGGCCGAGGUUGAGGAAGCCUGACUUAAUGUUUAGAAGAAACCACCACUCUUAGAAGCUGAACCUGUUGAUUGCCACCCUCUGGAGGAGAUUUGCUCUAUUUAUGUGACAGCUCUUCAGAUAUUUGAAGUUGGUGGUCCCCAGUGCUUCUUCCUCGUCUCUUCUCCAAGCUAAACUUGCAUGUUCUCCAGACUCCAAAGCCUCGUUGAUGCCCUCUUCAGGCUAGAAUUUGGCUUCCCUGUUCUAUAUACAGUGGUGCCCCGCAAGACGAAUGCCUCGCAAGACGGAAAACCCGCUAGACGAAAGGGUUUUCCGUUUUGGAGGUGCUUCGCAAAACGAAUUUCCUAUGUGCUUGCUUCGCAAGACGAAAAUGUCUUGCGAGUUCCUGCGGGUUUUUUUUCCUCCCCCCCCCCUUUUUCCCAAGCCGCUAAACCGCUUAUCAGCUGAUCGUUAAGCCGCUUAACAGCUGAUCGCGAAGCCGCUUAUCAGCUGAUCCGCUAAGCCCGCUAAGCCGCUAAUACUGUAGCGCUAAUCUGCUAAACCGCUAAUGGGCUUGUUUCGCAAGACGAAAAAACCCGCAAGACGAAGAGACUCGCGGAACGGAUUCUUUUCGUCUUGCGAGGCACCACUGUAUUGCGUCAAACAUUGUUAUGUCAAAUGCUGUUUGAAACUGUGUCCCCCUGACCUCUGAUAACAGGCAAGAAGUGUGUUCUUAAAGUCUGAAUAUGCUUCUGUGGCUUAAUUCCCAUUGCCUUUCGGCCUAAAUCUCUGGCCUGCAAUGGCUCAAGGUCUUCUCACCUGGCCUUUUCUCUCUCACCCGACCUUCCCAGAAUGCCUUGGGCUACCACUGUGACAAGGGGCUGCUCUCUUCCUUAGUCAGCUGGAUCGUGGCUGGAAAUGUCACGCCUUCCUUCAUCGAGGGAAACGCAAAUCCCACGCAGGUAGGGAAGUGCCAUAGAGUUGAUGUCCUAGAAUGGGCUUGGAGGGUGUUGCCCAGGCUUGCUCUCUCACUGGGAAGAAACAAAGAUGGAUUUGAUUGAAAUCAAAUCAAUUUAAAUCACUAGUCAGUAAGACUUGAUUUAAAUCAUUUUUCUUCUUUUACAGAAAGACUCAUUCUUGCUGGUAUAAUCUUAAUAUUUGCAACCAAACAAAGGUUUCAUUUUUGGAAUAAAAAGUUUUCAGAGUAGUUUUUACAGUUAUAUAAAAAAAUCACUGAUUUGGUUAUACUAUUAGAAAUGCAUAGACAGAUAAUUAUGAAAUUAUUGUGAGGUUGAAUAAGUUAGCUGUUUAUAGUUGGAGAACUUUUCUGCUGUACUUUAUUGGAAGGAGAAAAAUAAUCAUUUCCUUAAUAACAAUUUAAACAAUUUAUUUAACUUAAACAGUAACAUUAUGGCAUUUGUAUCCAUGUUUGUCAACUGAUGUGGUUAAAAUAAUUUUAGAAAACCGAAAACUUAGACUUAGUUGUAGAACUCAUGAAAAACCUAAAACAAAUCCUUAUUCCUGAUGAAUAGCCAUUGGACUAUAAUGUAACUUAAAUAGAAAAUUAUCUUUAGAAAGAUUUCCCCCUGAAAGCAUUUUAUUUUAAAAAUCCAAUUUAAAUAAAAAAAAUCUGAUUUAAAUAGAAAAAAUCCAUUUUAAAAUAUAUUUUUUAAAAUAAAAAAACAUUUAUUUUUAUCCUCCCUGGAAGAAACCAUUUUGAGUCUCGAUGGGCCUCCUGGGAGCAGAUGCUUCUCUUUCCUUGGUAGCCUUUGCUUUUAUUACUUUCAGGUCUGGUUUGCGUGGACCAUUCUGAAUACGGAGUCCAUCUUCGAAGAGGAUUCCCAGCUUCGCAGAGUCGUGGAAAAGGAGUUGGUGGUCAGCAAUUCGGCUCCUGAUCAGGCUCUGAAGGUAGGACCAACGUGUCUUCUCUAGGCGAUGGGUGCCUUCUCUGAAAAGGCACCCGAUGUUAGGAUAUAGUUCCGUUCCACCUUUAGAACAGGCAUGUGGAGUUGUUGCAUGUCACAAUUCUGUUUACUUCCAGCACAGUUUGCUGGGAACCUCCGUUGUAUAUAGCUUUUGCCUGUGUUGCUGUUUGCUUGGAAACGAAGGGAAGCAGACAUGUUUUUCCUUUGUCCUGAUGCUGAAUAAACGCUUGUAAAUAUGCUUACAUAUGCCUCUGUGCGCUACUUCCGUUGCAAAGAGUUCUUAUCUCUGCUAGCUUGCAUGCUCAGUCUCUAAAGGUCGCAGUUUUGAUGCUGUUCCAAGAACCGGAUUUCGCCUGUUUGCUGGUCGGUGGGCUGGAGCCAGCUGGGGGCCUGCCAAUUGCCCCCGUCUCCCCGGAUGUAUCCCAGCACCCAGAACAAGCUCGUGAUGGGGAAAAUUGACUUCACAGAUAUUGGCAUAACCUAUUUGGUGUUUCACAGCUUUCUGACUAGUUGCAGGACCUUAGCCAGACCUAGCAGAGUACACACAGAAUCCACGGAAGCAAUUGGCAACUUGGCUGCAGACAGGAUAGACGAAGCAGGAACCAGGAACUUGUAGUUAGGUGUUUAUUAUAUACAGUGGACCAUAGCUGUCAACUUACAGAUUUGAAAAUAAGGGACCAGCAACCUCGAAAAUAAGGGAUCAGCAGCCAAAAUAAGGGAUCAACAAUUACUUUGAUAAAAUACAUAUUUUGUUGCAUGCAAAUGGCUUUAGAUACCUAUUAGGUCCAUAAAUUACCAUAUAGCAUAUAUUCAACACACAAAAACAGCAACAAUUUGUUGUUGACAAAGGACAGCUGGACAUAGAAAGGGCCCCAUUACCUUCAGUAGCUUAUUUAAGGGACAUCAUCAAUAAGGGACAGCAGCGGGACAUGGUGCUGGGAUAAGGGACUGUUCCGCCAAAUAAGGGACGCUUGACAGCUAUGCAGUGGACUAUUUACAGGAACAGAACACAUAUCUUUUGCUAGCUCUCUCUGACACGACUCACAACUCCUACACUGACACACAGAACUCUGAACACUGAACUAACACAUUCCAGUUAGUAGGCCAUUAAUUAUCACUCCCUUGAGAGAGCUUGACCAAUCAGGGAGUUGUCUCCAUGUCUCUGUUAUCACCAGGCAGACUUACUCCUUAAGAUUGCCUUCUGGCUGUCUGCCAAACCUUAAUUGACUCUGUGUGAGUAGCUGCACGUAUACAGUUUCCCAACAACAGAAGGCGACGCAACCAACUUUCUUUUCUGUCUGCAGAAAGCUCAGAGCCAGCUGAAGCUGCCCAUCGUCCCAUCUCUCCAGCGGCUGCUGAUUUAUCGUUGGGCUCAUCAAGCCCUCGCUACCCCCGCUGACCACCCGCUGCUCCCGCUCAUCUGGCAGAAAUUCUUCCUCCUCUACCUCCACCGCCCGGGGCCGCAAUAUGGGUGAAUUCACAUCUGGAGGGUUUUUAUUUAAUUAUCGUUAUUUAUUUCAUUUCCGUCUCGCUUCCCCACCAGGCGUUUCGAAACGAUUUACCCUGUAAUGACAUAAGAUAUAAGAACCGGCUAAAAACAAUUGCACACACACAGAAACAAUUUUAGGAAACAACUGCAAAUAUAAAGGCAGUUUAAAGUGACAACAUGGCAUCAAUUCAGAUCCCAGGCAGAUACCAGCUGGGAUGAAUGUUUUAGGAAGCUCACUGAAAGGGGAACACAUUUUGCUUUUUAAUUAUAGGAGUUGCUGUGCAUGCAAAAGGCCUUUGGCCUCCUGUUAAUCCCUGGCAACAUCCCCAAGUGAAAGGGCUCAGUUAGAGCGGGUGAUAAAGAAAGGCAGCCUUCGGCCUGAGACCCUGGGGAGCUGUUGCCAGUCAGAGCAAACAACACUGGGGGUAGACAAGCAAAUAGUCAAACCAAUAAAAGGCAGGUUUUUUAUGUUUCUGUAUUGGGGACGAACAGGUGACAGCUCAGGAAUCCUGGUUAAAACUGAAAUUUCUCCUUACCAAGUCACAAGAACCUGCCUCUCUCCUGAUGUACUUGGGCUCCCAGCUCCCACCAGCCCAAGCCAGCAUAGCUAAAUAUAUUUAGAAACAUGUAUUAAGUUUUAAUUAGAGAGCCAGCGUGGUGUAGUGGUUAAGAGCAGUGAUCUGGUGAACUGGGUUCGCUUCCCCACUCCUCCACAUGCACCUGCUGGGUGACCUUGGGCUAGUCACACUUCUCUGAAGUCUCUCAGCCCCACUCACCUCACAGAAUGUUUGUUGUGGGGGAGGAAGAGAAAGGAGAAGGUUAGCCGCUUUGAGACUCCUUAAGGGGAGUGAAAGGCGGGAUGUCAAGUCCAAGUCCAAACUCUUUUGUUUGGGUAUUUCUUUUAAAAAAUUGCAGAAAUUGGACAAACUUAACAAAAUAACUCAUGCAACUGGAAGUAGACUGAUUUCUCCAUUGCUAAGUUUCAUUAUAAAGGAACGCGGGUGGCGCUGUGGGUUAAACCACAGAGCCUAGGACUUGCCGAUCAGAAGGUCAGCGGUUCGAAUCCCCACGACGGGGUGAGCUCCCAUUGCUGGGUCCCUGCACCUGACAACCUAGCAGUUCAAAAGCACGUCAAAGUACAAGUAGAUAAAUAGGUACCACUCUGGCGGGAAGGUAAACGGUGUUUCCGUGCGCUGCUCUGGUUCGCCAGAAGCGGCUUAGUCAUGCUGGCCGCAUGACCCGGAAGCUGUACGCCGGCUCCCUCGGCCAAUAAAGCGAGAUGAGCGCCGCAACCCCAGAGUCAUCCGCGACUGGACCUAAUGGUCAGGGGCCCCUUCACCUUUAAGUUUCAUUAUGACCACCUUAGGUUUUUUUUCUUCAAAAGGGAAAAGGUCUACAUACCGCUUUUCUAAGUGAUUUCGCUUGUGUUGGUUGUAAAUGAGAAAGAUUCUUCUUUUUAAGGUUACCUGUAGAUGGAUGCAUUGGGAAGAGGUUCUUUCAGAGUCCCGCUCACCUGGGCUUAUUAAGCGACCUGAAGCAUCGCCUGAUCGAGGCUGCAGACUUCCACCACUCAGCCAGCAAAGCCCUCAGGCUGGAGAACCCGGCAGGGGGCAGCGAAAGCUUAGCAGAGAAAGGAGGUGGCAAGAAGGUGUACCUGACCUCCCCUGAACUGCACAAGGAGCUCGUCAGGUAAUCAUAUAUCCACCGUGCUCUUCCAAUGAAGACCUUGUCCUGAAGCAGAACCUGGGGUGCUGUUUUUCUGGAGCAUCUCCUUAUGCCUACGGUCACAGUUCACCCGUCCCUUGCCUCUCCUGGUCUGCCCUGCAGAGGACCUUAAGGUCCAUGAAUAACCAUAGCUUAGAGGUCCCGGGCCCUAAGGAAGUCAGACCAUCCUCCACCAGGGCCAGGGCCUUUUCAGUGAUGGCUCCGACCUGGUGGAACGCUCUGUCCUAUGAGACCAGGGCCCUGCAGGAUUUAACCUCCUUCCAUCGGGCCUGUAAGGCAGAGCUAUUCCGCCUGGCCUUUAAUUUGAAUUCAGCCUGAUCUUUCAUUUCCCUUCUCUUCCCUCCCCUUUUAUGAAGAUCACCCGCUCUGAGACCCCACAGCUAAUUCUCCCCUGGUCUCCUCGCUGGCCCAAAUAGGACCAAUUCAGCCAGCUAGCCCUGGGGAUUAUCUUUUUGAGUUUUGAGUUUUAUUGUUAUUCAUGUUUUUAUACUGUAUUUUAUGCUGCUUUUAUAAUUAAGUGUUUUAAAUUUGUUGUUAGCCACCUUGAGCCCAGUUUUUGAACCGGGAAGGGACGAGGUAUAAAUAAAAUUGUAUUAUUAUUAUUAUUAUUAUUAUUAAUAAUAAUAGAGUAUCCCUGCCUCAGGGAUGGGCUUUAGAUGCACGGUCUCCAUGCAUUCUAGUUCCGGAGAACCCUUUCUUCAACGACCUGACUCCCUCAGACUCCCCUCUAUGUGCUGCAAAGGAGUCUGGGAAAUGUUCUAGGGUGGGGGAACCCUUUUUAGCUCACAGAUGACAUCUGCUUGAGGGCAGUCUCCUGGAGGCCACAGGCCUUUGCCAAAGCAAAUGGAGCAGUGUGUGUGAAUGUUACCUUUGUACACACCCCACUCUGACUGUCAUCCAGGCAUUGGCAAAGUCCAAGGGCACGUUCUGGGCAAGCAAGAACUCUUGAAGGGUGCAGCUUGGAAGGGUGGCCUGUGGAGUGUGGGGGAGAUAAUAAUAAUUUUUUUAGUAUUUAUACCCUGCCUGGCUGGAGAUGAUGAUGAUGAUGAUAAUAAUAAUAACUAUUUUAUUAUUUAGACCCCCUGGCUAGGUUUCUCCUAGGUUUUCUUUCUUUCUUUCUUUUUUAAAUAAAAUUUUAAUUAGUUUUUCAGCAUAUCAUUUUCAAAAGCAAUUAAGCAUACUUUUAUAUCUUAUACAGUUUUUUUUACUUCCAUCAAUCACAUCUGAAAAUUUUCCAAUCUAUUCACUUAAUUUACAUUUCUUAUUUUCGCUAUUACGUUUAUAUCUCAUAACUAAUAUCUCUCUUCUUUCUCCUCUUUGCAAUAUUUCAUAUAUUCCUCCUUACAAAAACUUCCUGUAGUCCUACUAGCGUGAUUUGUUGAUUACAGCUGCUCUUCAAAUAAUUCAUAUAUUUCUUCCAAUCUUCUGUAAAUCUCUGGUCCCGCAGGUCUCAAAUCCUUCCUUGUGAUUUUAUCCAAUUCUGCGUAGUCCGUUAAUUUUGUCUGCCAUUCUUCCUUCGUCGGUAUUUCUUCUUGCUUCCUCUCCUUGUUAUGCCUUUCAGGCUUUUCAACACGUUUGUUUUGUGGCUGGAAGAAGAGAGCUUUCAGAAGGGAGACACGUACAUCCCCUCCUUACCAAAGCAAUAUGAUGCCCACAGGCUCGCGAAGAUCAUGCAGAACCAGCAGGUAAUGUGCAGGGUCAAAGGUGAGGUUGCUAUAACUGUCCCCCCUUAAUACACCUCCAACUUAACAAUUAACUUCGCGGGUUGCCAUUCCCUGGAAAAUCCGUUAACCCCCAACACUUCAUUCUUCUUGGACUCUGGCAGAAACCUGCCUGUUCCAGAAGACUUCAGCUUAUUGAUCUCUUCGUGAUUUUUAAUAUACGUGAUGUUUCUAGCGGAUGCAUUUUAAUGUAGUGUAUCUUUUUCAUGUACUGUAAGCCAGCCUUCACUUACCAGAUGCCCUCUAUUUUUUAAAAAAAAUAAUUUUUACUGAAUGAUUUUAUGUUACAAAAAACAUUACAACCAUACUACCACUAAAUAUAAUUGAGAAAUAAAAAUUACAUACAUCAAUAUUUAGUUUAUUUGUUAUUUACCGUCUUAUUUCCUCCCAAACAUUCCAUACAAAACACACAUAUGUACACACACACACACACACACACACACACACACAAAUACACAAAUGAUAAUAAUGCAAGUAAAUAUUUCCCCCCCUUUUAUCUUACAAAAUCUUUUCUUCAAUUUUGACUUCCUGUCAAGUCCCUUCGCGUAUGUUUUAUCUUAACCCGGUGCCCUCUAGGACUGCAACCCUCAGAUGUUGGCUGGGGCUGAUGGGAUUUGUAGUCCAAGCACCUGGGACAAAAGUGUGGAAGGAGUUUUAAGGACUUUAGAAAUUGCCCAGUCCCAGGGUGUGUGUGUAUGUGUAGAAUCUGUAGCAACAGGAAAAACAAAGAUCUGCCUUGCUUUCGCCGGAUCCUGCCUCCGUCCAUUCCUUCACUGAUCUGUAAUGGACUUAGGCGACACUGUAAAAACCAACCCCAAUUUCUUCUAUAACAUUCCCAAGUGCUUUUUGGACUUGGGUGGCUUUAGAGAGCCAUUUGGAUGAUGUCCAAAUAGGGAUUUCUGUCAGAGGUAUGUGUGCCACAUGUGUCCCUCAUGAGCGUGGCCUUUAGGAUCUUGUUUGAAGUGGUAACAGCAGCUUCAUAGAUCAAAGUGGCUCUCCUCCACGCGCUCCCUCUAAUGGUGCUCUCCAGUAAUUUUUCUAUUGGUCUUUAACCUAGUUCCCAUAAGGUAACAAUAAAGGUAAAGGGACCCCUGACCAUUAGGUUCAGUCGUGGCCGACUCGGGGGUUGCGGCGCUCAUCUCGCUUUAUUGGCCGAGGGAGCCGGCGUACAGCUUCCGGGUCAUGUGGCCAGCAUGACUAAGCCACUUCUGGCGAACCAGAGCAGCGCACGGAAACACUGUUUACCUUCCUGCCGGAGUGGUACCUAUUUAUCUAUUGCACCUUGAUGUGCUUUCAAGCUGCUAGGUUGGCAGGAGCAGGGACCCAGCAACGGGAGCUCACCCCGUCGCGGGGAUUCGAACCGCCGACCUUCUGAUCGGCAAGCCCUAGGCUCUGUGGUUUAACCCACAGCGCCACCCGCGUCCCCACAUGUAUAUUACAUAUGGGGUUCUCAGGAAGCCCAGCUUCGUUCUCAAAACUUCAUUCUUUCUUUGGGGAGGAAACCUCAACCCACUGGGCAGGUUAUUGGACGGAACCCCCAUUAGGGAGGAGCUUCAUGCAAGCCACGCCCCUUUGGGGAGAGUUUGGAAUUGCAUUCCUCAUGGUGGGGUUGAGCUUAUGAGAAACCACAAGAGACCAUGAGAUGGACACCAGUGGGAUGUGCUCUGUUGCUCUGUUUCUCUUCUCUACCCAUAUCUGAUGCCCCUGCCGCCGUGAUGUAAAAGAGACUGGGAGCGUUCCCUUCCACGGCCGUCCAUAUUUGCCCACCUGUGUUUCUUUUCUCUUGUCCCGUCGUAGGAUUUGUGGAUAGAGUUUGUGGACACUGAACGCGUUCAGCACGAAUUCCAGGAAGUGCUGGACUCCUGGUUCCAAGUCAAGGUAGAAUCGCAUGCAGCCUCAAGUACUUUGUCUUCACAGACGGACUUCACAGACCCUCUGCUAGGUAAGCAACGCUCACGGUGCUUAGAAGCACAACAGCAAGACAUCUGUGCUUUAACUGAGACUUUUGCUUGCAGUAUUUAAUGGUGCAGCUGUUUUGGAUUGUUAAUAGAGAAAAGGCAUUUGUAACUUCAGUUUCCUUAGUAAUUGCAGCAGUGAUUAUAUUUGUAUACUCCUACUUUUUGGUGGAAAAGUAAAAACCCACUUAGAUUAAAAUGCUCACAAGAACUUUUGUUCCUUAAGUAGGUCUUCCUGAUAAACUUAUGCUGAGCCUACAAUUCCGAUUUGGCAAUCCCUAUAAUCUGUUUCUGCAAAACUAUACGAGUGUUUUUAGUGCAGUGCACUCUUGCAUUUUAAAAUUUUUUUAAAAACUGCUCAGAAUAGUGAGUAGACGAACCUCUCAUCAUAAUGGGAGACUGCUGAAAGAAAUGAUCUUCAUGUUGUUUCCACUUUGAUAUUCUUAUUGAUAUUCUUACAUUAAUCUUGCUUUCAGAGUAGGGUAGGGUAGGGUAGGGUAGGUGGGGGGGGGGUAUUAUUUUGCUGUUUUGUUUUAUUUAUUUACAUGUUUUUAUCCUGUGUUUUAUUCUGUGAACUGCCCUAAGUUCUUGUGUUGAAGGGUGCUAUGAAUGAACGAAUGAAUGAAUGAAUGAAUGAAUGAAAUCAAUAAAUACAUUCAUUCAUUCCUGAGAAGAGUGUAUAGAAUCAUCUAAAUCUCCUUGCUUGAUAAUUGGCUGAAAGCUCUGCAAGUUUAGUCUGCACAGGUCUUCUGAGUUGUAGCCCAUAAAGUUCUACUCAAGGUUGGCCCAUUGAAGUUAAUGGAUGCUGGUAAGUCCUGCCCAUUAAUUUUAACAGGUCCAUUCUGAGCAGAACGAAAAUGGGAUGGAGCCCCAUGUUUGGAAAUUGGCAGUCAUAGGAAGAGGCUGACUUUCACAAGCUUAGUACCAGGCAGAGGGCCUUUUUGGUAGUGAAAUGCUGUCCCGUCAGGUGUUAAGGAGAUGAGUGAUUAUAUAACAUGUAGGACACAUCUGAAGGCAGCCCUGUAUAGGGAAGCUUUUUAAGGUUAAAUGUUUUAUUAUGUUUUUAUAUACGCUGGAAGCUGCCCAGAGUGGCCAGUCAGAUGGGCAGAGUACAAGUAAUAAAUUGUUGUUGUUGUUGUUAUACCUGCAAGCUCAUAAGUGGUCAUCCCCUCUUGUGUGGUGACCAUUCAGAGUAGUCAAACCAAACCAAACUCAGACCACAGUUUGAUAUCCAGGUUUGUCAGAUAACCUGCUCAGUAGAAUUAAAGAGUAACCGGGGGAGCCAGGAGGCGCUGGUGGGGAAUCCAGUUGAUCCCGCGUUGUAAAGUGCGGUGUUUCAGUUUUGCAGAGGGGCAGAAAUGAAUGGCAUUGUCAGAGCGGUAGAGGCCUUCUUAAAGGUGUGAAACGAUUUCUCAGUGCAAAUUUUGCUUUCCACCUGUUGCUGAUCAACCAGAAAGCGGUGUGACUGGUGACCGCUUCACAUGCCUCUUCUCUUUCAGCCAAAGAGAGAAUCAUCAGCAGCUUAAAGAAGUACGACGCCCCCCAGCCCCCUCUCCCCCUUCAGCCGAUGAAAGCUCCUGUGCCUGCUAUUUCUCCCGCCAGCUUGGUGAAUCAGAGAGAAGCCAAAGAGCUGGUUCACUCCAACCUCAGCAUCCUUCAGCACCGUGCCAAGUGAGACACAGGCUUCCUUGUCGUUGUCUUUGUGCAUCUCUCCCCUGUGUUGUGUUGAGCCCCUUUAAGUGUAGCCCCGCCUCCAAGCUGCCUCCUCCCUCUCUUCCUUUGGACAGGGAGAAACCCUGCCGCAGGCCUGUGUUAGGCGCUCUGGGUGCUGCAUGCAAACCUUUGGGGGCAUCACUUUCCCCUCUUCUUUCUUACGUGCAGUAUCCACGGCUAGAAAAAGAAUCCGAUGUGCCUAAACGUUUGAGGAGAGCUCUGUUAUUAUUAUUAUUUUGGUUAAUGUAUGGGUUGUUAAUUUUUCAGGUCUGCGGCGCUCCGAGAGUCCCAGCAAGUUGCUUUCAACAGCGAGAUCCUGGACACGCUGCCAAAACUUUACAGCAACAGAGAAGAGCAAGUUACUCACCAUCUGGAGUGUCGGGGCAGCUCUGGGAAAAGUUGCCAGGGAGCAGCUCUUGUGACAAUCCAGGUUGGAACAGACACCUCUCCCUUCUACAGUUUGAGGGCCUCGGCCAGCCCCAGACCCUCAUUUCUAAGCGCUGUGGGGUGGGCUUUUGAGUACAGGGGUUGUAUUCAACUUAGCAAUUUCCUAGACUGGUUGGACGUAGAGGGAUGGUGGGAGGAACCAGCUGGGGAACUCCCAAGGGACUGGUCCAGCGUCACCCAGUAGUAGUAGUAGUAGUAAUAAUAAUAAUAAUAAGUAAAGGUAAAGGGACCCCUGACCAUUAGGUGCAGUCGUGACCGACUCUGGGGUUGCGGUGCUCAACUCGCUUUAUUGGCCGAGGGAGCUGGCGUACAGCUUCCGGGUCAUGUGGCCAGCAUGACUAAGUCGCUUCUGGCGAACCAGAGCAGCGCACGGAAACGCCGCUUACCUUCCUGCCAGAGUGGUACCUAUUUAUCUACUUGCACUUUGACGUGCUUAUGAACUGCUAGGUUGGCAGGAGCAGGGAUCGAGCAACGGGAGCUCACCCCGUCGUGGGGAUUCGAACCGCCGACCUUCUGAUCGGCAAGCCCUAGGCUCUGUGGUUUAACCCACAGCGCCACCCGCGUCCCAGUAGUAAUAAUAAUAGUAAUAAUAAUUAAUUUAUUAUUAUUUAUACCCUGCCCAUCUGGCUGGGCUUCCCCAGCCACUCUGGGCAGUUUCCAACAAAAUAUUAAAAUACAGUAAUGCAUCAAACAUUAAAAGCUUACCUAAACAGGGCUGCCUUCAGAUAUCUUCUAAAAGUCUGGGAGUUGUUUUUCUCUUUGACAUCUGGUGGGAGGGCGUUCCACAGGGCGGGUGCCACUACCAAGAAGGCCCUCGGCCUAGUUCCCUGUAACGUGGCUUCUCGCAGUGAGGGAACCACCAGAAGGCCCUCAGCGCUGGACCUCAGUGUCCGGGCAGAACGAUGGGGAUGGAGAUGCUCCUUCAUAUAUACUGGACUGUUUAGGGCUUUAAAGGUCAGCACCAAUACUUUGAAUUGUGAUCGGAAAUGUACUGGGAGCCAGUAAGCUUCAUGGGUGAGUUCGGAAGUUGUAAUCUGGUCUCCCAGGUCCCAGUCUAACACUCUGAACCCCACAACACACACAUGAACACCUUUUCUCCCUUAUGCCUAUGGAUACUAGAUACUUGCUCUAAAAAUUCGAGGAGGAGAUUCUGUGUCAGAGUCACAUUCUGGGCCUCUGUGAUGCUGCUGGCCUUGUAUGGGCCCUGCUGUAACCAUCUGUUCCCUCUUUAAGUUUGAAGGGAAGCACAAAAACGAAGCCAUCAGUCAGCAGCUUCAUGCUCUGAAGAAGGAAGUGAAGCAGCUGCAAGCAGAGGCCUCUCAGCCCCCUUCUCUGAGUGUGGUGGAAGCCGCUGUGCAUAUGGAAAACUUUAUAACGUAAGUUGCUGGGGCAUCUCUCUCUCUCUCUCUCUCUCUCUCUCUCUCUCUCUCUCUCUCUCUCUAUCUCUCUCGGGUCAUGCUUCUCUGGUCCUGAUGAUGUCCAGUGCUGGAAACUUCAGGCAUACAACUGGAAUCUAGCUCAAAAUCUGUUUGGUGGGAUAAAGCAAAAUAAGUGGUAACCUCGGGUUACAUACGCUUCAGGUUACAGAUUCCGCUAAUCCAGAAAUAGUACCUCGGGUUAAGAACUUUGCUUCAGGAUGAGAACAGAAAUUGUGUGGCAGCAGCGGGAGGCCCCAUUAGCUAAAGUGGUACCUCAGGUUAAGAACAGUUUCAGGUUAAGAAUGGACCUCCGGAAUGAAUUAAAUAUGUAGCCAGAGGUACCACUGUAUCUUUGUGCAUCAGGCUGUGGGCAGAGCCCAAAGGACUCUAUGCAAGCUUCUGUUCUGGUCCUGGUUCUUUGUAGCCUCUCCUCAUUCAUAUCACAGCCCCUUCAAAUGUAUUCUAAAAGGCCGCUUUUAAUGUAUCCCAAACAUAGAUGAAAACUUCCUUCAUCUUGAGAACCAUCAUGCAAAAUUUUAUUAUGACGUUUUAAGAGAUGUCUGAUCAUGCAAAGAGCUUCCCAGAAUGGGUAGCAGGUUGAAUGGCUGCAGUGUGGCUUCCUGCAUAAUACGUUUCCUAAUUUGGUUUUGCACAGAGCUUUGAUAAAUAUCUACAAGCUUCAGUCUACGCCCGGGAUUCACAGAGUCGGGAUCGACUUGUUCUUUGCUGUGGUGGGAUUUGUCUGUGACGAAACACAACGGCAUCCGCCUACGAGGCAGUUCUUCACCUCCUGCAUUGAGAUCCUUGGCCAAGUAAGCUGGUCUUGCCUAGAAUUCAUUUUUGCUUGUUGUUUUCUUUGUCGUGGACGCUUUUGGCUUAACUUACACCUCCUUACCACCUUCUUGAUGACAUCCAUGCAGCCGUGAAAUUAAACCUCAUAAAUAAGUUAGAAGUGAGGAUCUUCACCACUUUCCUUUUUUAAAAAUAGUUUUUAUUAAGUUUUUCUAAUUUACAUUUCAAGAUAAUCAUUUAGACUUCCCUUCUUCUCUUUCCAUGGUUCAUUUUGCAUACCAUACAUCCCUGCAUAUUUUACAUGAACUAAACCAUUCAGUAAUCCAUUGUUACACCAUCAAAACUCGUUUACACUGUUGAAUUUAUCUUAAUGCUACCAGUGUUUUUAAAUGUACACAACUUUCACCCAAAUAAUCAGUAAACAUUUCCCAUAUUCUUCUUGUUCUCUUUUUCUAUAUGUUAAAUCUGCAAGCUGUGCAUAUUCCAUCAAUUUAAGUUGCCAUUCUUUGGUUGGCACCUCGCUCGGUUUCCAUUCACUUUUCAAAGGCCCAUUAAUAGGCCUUGUCUAAGGCCCUUGUGUAAAAUUGUCUUUGGUCCUUGCUUAAGUGCAGGUAUAUCUAUUAACAGAGACUUGAACUGAAGACUGAUGCUUUGUAGUCCAAGUGUAGAUGAGCUGUGGCAAAGCCAAGCAGAAUACGGAAGGGUCUUGCUGUGCUGUGUCUUUGCUGAACAAACCCCUAGAUCUAAGUCUCUUUCCAGGUGUUCAUCUCCGGAACCAAAUCGGAAUGCAAGCCGGUGCUGCAAACAAUCCUGAAGAAUCGGAGGCUCUGCACACUCCUCUCUCCUUACUUCACUCCUGUUGCCUCCCCAGGAGAAUUUGUCAGCUUGUAUGAGAAAGUUGUGUCUUUCCUUGGCGACGACAACAGUGAUGUCAUUUUCAUGCUGCUCACAAAGGCAAGAGGCUCUCAAAGUUCUCCUUUUUAUGACCUGGAAAGUUGAUUUUGCAUGGAUUUCCCUUUUUGAAGUGUUUGUUGUGGGUGCACAGAGGGUGAAAGAACGUUAAUGCAAGUACAGCCAAGCUAGACAAUCUUACUGAAAUGUACUCCUUUAACCUGUGGUUUGGAGGCUUACUGUGCUAAGACGUUCCAGCAUAGCAAUACAAAGCGAAUGUCCAGCUUCUUCCAGGCUAGUGUAGAUGGAACAUCCCACACUCUUAAUCAGUGGCCUGAUUCCCCAUUACACUAAACUAUGGCUUGUUUAGCUUAUCUGUGGUUUGCUUGAACACCUGAAUGACGGUUUGCUAUUUCGAAAUAUCUAUGGUUUGCUUGUGGCCUACAAACCUGAAUAUUAGAAUUGAAGUUUACUUACAAAUCUCAGCUUGUGUGAGCCAUAGUUUCUCGUUAUGUCCAAACACGCUACCCUGGGAGUAACUCUGGUUUGAUUUGUUGCCCAUCUCCAGGUGCUUGCCUGGCUUCAGAGACCCAAGGCAAAAGCAGUGAGUAAAUGAAACCAACAGUAGGCAAAACAAGCCAUGGUUUCUUUGCUCGUCUGCAAGGUUGCCCCUGGUUUGUUCAAUAAACCAUGGUUCGAACAAGCCGUGGCUUACUGUUUGGGGCAUACGCAACUAGCAUUAAGAAAUCCAGAAUGCAUGCUCGCAUCCUCGCUACUGCUCUCUUCAGAUUGUGAAGUUCUUUUUUUGUAUCCCUACUCAGUGUUAAUUUAUGUUUUGAACAUAAGGAGAAGAGAGGGAAACUGGAAUCGAAUAAAUAUUCAGGGCCUCCCAACUUGUUUUAUGCCUCUGAUCAGCAACAGUUUCACACGUUCAUUUUGAAGGGGCAGACAGAUUCCUGUUUAUUACUUCUUUGCCUGAAGGUUGCCCUUCAGGCGCUGGAGAACUAUGCUCACUACUUCCUUUCUCAGAUCUCCCAGUCCCCCCCAGCUCCAUCCUCAAAGCUCUUUGUGCAAAUGCUUGUGGCGAUCACACAGGGUCCCUGGACAUUUCACCAUCUAUUGAUCCCGGUGCCACCACUUUAUUUCUCGCUGCCGCCACCCAGGCCCUACCUGGGACACUACCGAGUCCAGUCAGGGUUAAAUUGAAACAUAAACUUAUGUUUAUUUAUUGCAGUUUAACAAGCGUGUGGUUUCAUAAGCAGUAUCAGUCAAUUACAUUCAUGGGCUGCCUAUCCAGACCUAUAACUUCCGCUCCCUGCUCUCACUCACUAAACCACCUCUCAGAUAUUUACUUGUCUGCCUAGCCCCUAACUGUUCCUGACUCAGCCUAUUUCACUAAACUAAUUCAACCUACCCACAGACUCUAUCCCAGUUCACUCCCACUCCAACCAACCACCCAACUCCCAACAAACUCCCCUCUUCGCCCUUCCCAGAGCUGGUUUUAUAGUCCCUCUGACUCCAGUGCUCCUCACUGGGCAACCUGUUUAAUUAUUUCACCUCCAGCACUCUCUCAUAUGUUAACGUCACAAUGCUCUUCCUCCUUUUCCUCUUCCAGUUUGACCUCCCUCAGUGGCUGCACAGCUCAAAGCCCCCGCUCUCUGAGCGGACCAGACUUCUGGAGUCCAUCCACUUGGCACUCAAAGCCUGUGGCCUGGAGCCCGAGGAAGACCUUCUGAUGCCUUUUUCGAUCUUCUGCAAGCACUGGACUUGCCUUCUCCAGUACCAGUUCCCCGACCACUACAGCAGCUACCUGCAGCUGCUCAUGGAAAGUAAGUACCUGGUGAGGCACUACCUGAGAGUUUCCCAGCUGGCCUGUUGAGAUAAGAUGGCGCCCGGCACACUUCCCCUGUGCCGAUAGGAAAAACUUGAACCUCUUAGCAGAGUUCGUAGCAGAGUUCUGCAGCGGUAGAAAGUGUUGCCUUGUGUGUGGAUAAUAAAUCAGACUGAACGCAGGCUUCUUGCUAAUCUCUAACAGUCUUUAAUGAGAAGAAAAACAUCAUAAAUCAGCCCGGCGAGAGAGCGGACAUUCUUUCGUCUCUCAGCCAAAAACGAAAGGAAACUCACACACAAAGAAAGAUUCCUGUAAGUGAACCAAACCACGCCUCAGAAUGUGAGACAUCACACAGAACUGUUUAACCCUGUAAGUUCUGAUUCUCCUCACAUGGCCUUCAGGCCGAAUUCGUCCACUAGUUUCAAAACAGCUGAAUUGCACCACUUCCACUGAAAUUUGGUCCCACCUUUUGUGUGGGUGUGUCUGCAUGUGUGGGAUAGGUAGAAGGCCCUCUGCCCUGAAACACUUCAUACCCUGCAAGGAGAAUAAGCAGAUUUCUGUGGCCUGUAUAGAUGCACGCUAAUCAUACGCAAACAAAGAGGUGCUGCUCAGCUUUCUUACAUUUUAUGACUUAUUUUUUGCGAUUGUUCCUUAGAAAAAGAAGAGAACGGAAGUUAAGAUGCUUUAGACUUUUCUUGGUCUCUUGUGGACCUGCUGCGAAAUACAUAGCAUUGUAGAUUGUAGAGUUGGAAGGGACCACGAGGGUCAUCUAGUCCAACCCCCUGCAAUGCAGGAAUCUUUCUUCCUGAACCCACGACCCUGAGAUUUAUUAGUCUCGUGCUCUACCCGCUGAGCUAUCCUCCACACUGGUUAGCUUAUACUAAGCCCCAUCUAAUGCAGCGACGGGCACCUUUUUGGCUUGGCGGGCCACCCCUGUGGACCAAUGUUGAAGUGGGACAAACCACCUGUCAAUCACCUUACAUCCUUAAGAGUCCUUGUCACACGGCUGGUAGUCAGGGACAUGGGAUCUGUAGUACAUGGGGACUUUGCCAUCCCUGCACUUGGCAUUUCAACAAUCAGAGGACUGGCGAAGCUGUUUUCGGCAGCAGUUGGCCUUGUCCUUGAGCCCCAGCCCCCUGGAGAACUUGGCCGCACAGCCGAUCUGGCAGGGUAAAACUGGCCGCCUGCGGCCUGUGAGUUUAACCCUGCUUACAGAAGGGAUCGCCUUCACAGCUGAUCCAACUUUGUCUCUACCUUCCCACCCCUUAUGUCAAAUAUAAGGAUGGGCGUGAGACAGGUUGGGUGUGUUUUGAGCGAAAUGGCUUCAUGGGCCAAAUUGGGAGGUGGGCCACAUUUGACCUGAGGGCCGGCGGUUCCCGACUCCUCCUCUCCUGUGAUUUCUGGUUAUUGGCACCUGUUACCUGGACAAUCUGCUCUGGGCCCGCCCCCUCAGGUUCCUCGGAUCAGCUCCUGAGCCCUGACUGCUGGAACGUGUCCCUGAAAGCCUUGGGCUGCGGCUCUGUGGCAGCGAAGACAGAUGCCAGGAAGGAGAACGACGGCGAAAACAUGGUGCUGCAAACUUCUGUGCAGCUGUUUCUAUCUGCAGAUCAGGUGGGCAGUUGGUGUAGCGUUGCGAUGCGAUCUCCUCGCGAACAAGGGGAAGGGCUGUAGGUCAAUAGUGGAGCAUCUUUCUUUCAUGCAGGAAGGAUACAGUUUGAGGUUUCAUGGGCGCCAGGGAAUAUCCCCCAAAACACCAUUUAGCCCAUGGGUACCAUGCUGGUGGGACACGGGUGGCGCUGUGGGUUGAACCACAGAGCCUAGGACUUGCCGAUCAGAAGGUCGGCGGUUCGAAUCCCCACGACGGGUUGAGCUUCUGUUGCUCGGUCCCCGCUCCUGCCAAUCUAGCAGUUCAAAAGCACGUCAAAGUGCAAGUAGAUAAAUAGGUACCACUCUGGCGGGAAGGUACCAGCAUUUCUGUGUGCUGCUCUAGUUCGCCAGAAGUGGCUUAGUCAUGCUGGCCACAUGACCCGGAAGCUGGCUCCCUCGGCCAAUAAAGCGAGAUGAGCACCGCAACCCCAGAGUCGGCCACGACUGGACCUAAUGGUCAGGGGUCCCUUUACCUUUACCAUUCUGGUAACUUCAGGCUUAAAGCACAGGCACUACAUGUCUAUGAUUAAGUAGGAAGGAGGGUAUUUAAAAGCAUCUGUGUGUAGCAAGGCUUCUAUGACCUCUGUCCUUGUUCUGUCAAGGCAAAUGCUAUUUAGCCGCUGGAAAUUUAAUGUCCUGCUAUCUGUUCUUUUGGAAGGUAGAUACAGAAAGAUUCUGGAUCUGUCCAUGUAAGAGUAGUCACAUAAAAACAGUGAGCCGUGUUCUGUUUCAUUGUAUAUUUUAUUCAGAUUCCAGAGCCUCUCUCAUAACGCCCCUUGUAUGAAAAGUGCUAGGGAGGACAGAGGAAUGCUAUUUAAAUUACCUCUCGUCUGUCCAGAAUUCGUAUGUCACUAGAAAUAUAGCUAGAUUUUGUGCAAUAGCCGUAAGUCAAAGAAAGCGAAAGAAUACAAAGCUGCAUAAAUCAUCAUGAACAGCUACAGUUCAUAGUUAAAUCUCUUACUCUUUUAAACUUUUAUGGCGUUUUAUUCUCUCUGGACGCAUAUUUCAAGUACAUUCCAUUAGUAUAUUGAUUGUUAAAUCCCAUAUCAAUCGUUUUUAUUGCUUACGUAGAAAAUUAUGCAGAAGUUCUGGUUUAAUAUGCGGGCUGUUUGCCGUAAUAAACAUUGAUUGAUUGAUAUUUAGCUGCUAGAUGGAACUCUGGUGUGUGGCAGCCUAAGGCAGUUUCUUAUUUUCUUGAGUGACGCUGUUAUGAUGCAUCAUCUAAGGCAGAGCUAGACAGGUGGCAGGCCGGAAUCUACUGGUAAAUCUCUGGGUCGCCUACAGGAGGCGGUCCAAAGUUUCCCAUAAUCCACUGGCGGCAAAGUAAAGUGGCAGGCUCUCCGUCUGGGAUGGCGAGCCAUGAUCUGCUUUGUACAUCUUCCCAGGCCUCAGAGCUUUCUUCCUCUGCAGGUCAUGGAGACGAUCGACUGGCUUUCCGACUACUUUCUCAAGCUGCGCUUGUCUUCGCAAGACUUCCGGAGCUUUGGCCUGUUCUCCAAGUGGGCUCCCUACAUAGCCGAAGUGACCUGCUUCACGGAGUAUCUCGUCAACCGCCUGGUGGACUCGGAAGUGGCCAACUUGGCACGAGAGCCAGUUGGCAGCAGCAGGACUCUGGAAGGUAACACACAGGCAAGAGUGUAAGGAAAACUGGCACGGCCGUCCUGAGGUCCCUGUGUUUUGGGAGGCUGGCAUCAUGCCACGUAGGGUGACUGCUGCCAUUGUGGCUUCCUCCCUUUUUGCUCUUCUCUCCCCCCCCCCGGUUGAAAAUGUGUUUUGCUAUCUCCUGGUUUCUCAGCUUACUGUUUUGCUGGCUUCCGAGAGGUCACUGGUGUAGGAAUGAUUGCUGGGUGCGCUCUGUCUAACCUUUUGCGGUCUCAGUAGUCUGCGGUGUCCUGUCUGUGACCUUUGUCUCUGAGACCUUUGUCUCCUUCGUCAUACAUUGUGCAAGAGGAAAAUGACGCGGUAGAAACAGGCACCAAAAUAACUUUGUACCACCCCGCAAUCUCGGGACUGGAGGAUGUGUAAAGGUCACAGCCCAAAAUGUAUCUGCCUGGGUUUGCAUAUUGUGUCAAUAAAAGGAGCCUCCACAGAGUUGGCCGGCAGCUUGCUUGCAGCUCACCUGUGCGCAGCUCACCUGCAUUACCAACUCCUGCCUCAUGUCCUUCACUUCACACUGGCAUUUCACACUCCCCUGUGUACAGUCAUACCUUGAAUCCUGAACGCCUUGCGAGUCAAACGUUUUGGCUCCCAAACGCCGCAAACCCAGAAGCGAGUGUUCCGGUUUGUGAACGUUCUUUGGAACCUGAACGGCCGACGCGUCUUCCGAUUGAGCGCAGGACGUUCCUGCAGGCAAUCGGAAGCCGCGCCUUGGUCGUCGAACGUUUUCGGAAGUCGAACGGACUUCUGGAACGGAUUCCGUUCGACAAUCAAAGUACGACUGUACUUGUUUUUGCAUUGUAAUGACUAUCAACUUGCUUUAAUUAAAGAAGCUAAGAUAGAUGUUAGAUGUUUGUGCUGUGAAAAUAUCUCAUUGCUGUGUUGCACAUGUGUUUUUUCCCCUCCUUCCCAGUGCUGCGCUCUUUGCAUUUGGUCAUCACCAGACUUUUUAGGCCUUGGAUCUUGGUUUUGGAGAGAGAAGAUGCAAGGUGAGGAGGGAGCCGAAGGGAAGAAACAUUCCAUGUGUCUGUGAAAGGGCAUUUGUGUGAUUCUCUUGGCGAUGAUCAGUCAGCUCCUCGUUUAUUUCUUUUUUUGGGGGGGAAAAAGCUUUACAGUGGUACCUUGGGUUAAGUACUUAAUUCAUUCCAGAGGUCUGUUCUUAACCUGAAACUGCUCUUAACCUGAGGUACCACUUUAGCUAAUGGGGCCUCCUGCUGCCACCGCGCCGCCAGAGCACGAUUUCUGUUCUUAACCUAAAGCACUAUUUCUGGGUUAGUGGAGUCUGUAACCUGAAGCGUAUGUAACCCGAGGUACCACUAUAUUGAAUUUUAAUAAGGAUGAGCAAGUUAUAGAAAAAAGGAAAGGACUCCUUGGCUGGCUUUGAAUAAACAUUCACAAACUUUUUAUUGAUAAUAAUCAGCUAAAUAGUUUGAGGAUCUAUACAACUGUGUAACAUGCAAAAAACAGCAUUUUUUGAGAAAUCAAAGACUGGAACUGAGGGAAGUUGGGGGUGGGGGUGGGUGGGUUUUGUGGGGGGAGGGAGUGGGAGGGAGGAAAAAUGGGGGAAAAUAAGGAUGAUAUGUUUUUUUUUAUUAAAUAUUUUAUUAGAUUUUCCAUAAAAAAACAUUUUUACAAAAUUAUACAUCCAUUUUUAACUUAAACCCUUUUUUUCAGAACUUCCCUCAGCUUGUCUGAUAAUUUUCCGUUCAUUUUUUAUCCUCGUCUCACAUUUGCCAAUAUUAUAUUGCACUCAAAUACUCUUAAUCACAUCAUAUUUUUUAAACAAUAUUUCUAACAGUAAUUUCACAGAGCUUCUUGAAAGCUAAUGAACGUUAUUUGCUCAUUACAGAAAUUUUUGAUAUACUCUGUAAAUUUCUUCUAGUCCUCGGAGAAUCUCUGGUCACGUUGGUUCCUAAUUCUCCCCGUCAAUCUGUCCAUUUCUGCAUAUUCCAUAUCAGGAUGAUAUGUUUCUGGAUAAUAUGUUUGUUUUAAUUUUGAAUAAAAAAAAGUUUUUAAAAAACUGCAAAAAAAGAAAAAGAAAAAAGGAAAGGAAAGAAAAAUGGUCUUUAAUUUUUUAAAAAAUAAACACUAAGCUGUCACAAUUGUCAAUAAGGAAAGCAAGAGGAUACAGCUGUGUGAUUUACUGAAUCAAUAAUGAAACAUGCCUGGAGGAAAAUGAUGUAUAGUUGAUACCAUUCUAUGACUCCAAUUACAAAAGGUUCCAUGGUCUAAAUUAAAAGAAUUUCAAGUGUUUAUUAAAGAGAUUUUUAAAAAUAACCUUGGAUUGUACUCUGGAGCCAGAAACUUUGGUCCCUGGACACUCUUUGCUUAUUGAUAUGCAUGUAUGUUUUUAUCUACAGCUCUGUUAAGAAUACAGUCGUACCUUGGUUUUCAAACAGCUUAGUUCUCGAACAUUUUGGCUCCUGAACACUGCAAACCCGGAAGUGACUGUUCCGGUUUGCGAACCAUUUUUGGAAUCCGAACGUCCGGCGCUGCUUCCAUGGCUUCCGAUUGGCUGCAGGUAGCUUCCUGCAGCCAAUCAGAAGCCACGCUUUGGUUUCUGAACGUUUUGGAAGUCGAGCGGACUUCUGGAAUGGAUUCCAUUCAACUUCCAAGGUACGACCGUACUGUAUAUAUACUUAAUGAGCGUGCUUCCUCUUAAAUACUGGGUAUUUCUCUUUUUUGCAUUUCCUGUGCUACACUGGGAUAGAUGGCCCCCAAUGGUCUGAAUUGGCACAAGGCAAUUUUAUAACCUUAUAUUGGUUGACCUUUUGAAAUUGUGAUAGGGCGCCAGGAAGCAGGUGUAGGGUAGUGGCUCUGGUCUAAAAUCUCUCUUACCUCUCUCCCUCUCCUGCUACUACUUCUUUAAUCAAGCAAACAGACCUGUUACCCCUGGCUGGAGAGCGACACACCUGUGGCUUCAAAUAUGGUGCAGUUAUACGCACACAGCAUAGGAGUUUUGCACGAAAACUUUAAAGGUAGGUGAAAGUCCAUCCUGGCAGCCAUUAAAUAUAUCCUUUAAUAUUCAUGCCCGCCAUGAAUGUCUCCCUUCCUUAGCCUUUUACUGAAUUGCACAUUAUUUGUGUGUGGUUUUCGUUCCCACUUGUGCUAUCCAUGCUGCCAGGACGGUGUUCAUCCACCCAAUUUCUCCCAACAGGCGAGGCUUAUUUAUUAUUAUUAUUAUUAUGAAGAAGAAACUUAUUAGUUGCUUGCCAUCUGAAGGUCUCCAAACAACAUAACAGCAAUACACACAACACAUAAGAGAAGGCAAAAUAAAGUAGGGAUCAUCCAUCUUUUUCUUUUUUUUAAAAAAAAGUAAUUAUUAAUACUUUUCAGAUUUAUACAUUUCACUGAUUUUACAAUCAUUUUGACAUUUUGAAACUUGACUUCCUUCCCCCACUUUCUGAGGUUCCUUAAAUUUAUUUUUAAUAUUUUCUGCAUAUCCGAAAUAGCUGAACUUGUUCAUUUAUUAAUCUUCUUUAAAUAUAAACUCUUAUGAAACUGCAGGCUAUUACAGUAACCCUGCCAGUGCUUUUAUCUGUUUACAAUUUAUCUGUAAACAUUCAAUAAACCAUUUCCGUUCUUUUAUAAAAAGUUUGUUAUCUUGAUUUCUUAUUCUUCCGGUAAGUUUUGCCAUUUCUGCAUAUUCCAUAAGUUUCUGUACCCAUUCUUCCUUUGCUGGGACUUCUUCUCCUUUCCAUUUUUGGGUGAGUCACAUUCUAGCCUCUGUAGCAGCAUACAUGAAUAAUUUUCUAUACGUUUUAGGUAGUCCUGUCCCUAUAAUUCCCAAGAGAAAAGCUGCUGGGGUUUUUUAAAUGAACACUACUUUAAACAUUCUUUUCAUUUCAUUAUAUAUCAUUUCCCAGUAAGCCUUAACCUUACUAUAAGACCACUUCAUAUGAUAAAAGAACAACAACGAGAAGGCUGUUAGAAUUCCUGCUCCGUGAUUGCAGUCAUGGGAUUGUUGUCUUUCACAUGACGGUGUAUGUUUUGACUCCACAGAGUGGGAAGUGACGGAGACAGGAUGUUUGUGUUACUGUUUUCUGUGAAGUGGGACUAUUGUCCUUUGUCCUUUCUCUUUGCUGUCUGAUGCUAGAGAGAGAGGGAGCCAUGUUGCAGUGCUCCGUGUGUGUUUAUAUGUAAAUAAAGUAGAUUAGCCAAAAUGCUGAGUUGCUGAGGUCUGUCAUGCAAACUGCGAAGACUCAGCAGAUCCCUAAGUGUGCCAAUGUCUGUUGGCAUCGGUCACUGUGUUGUUCGGGCAGAAGAAAGCUUUUGAAGCUCCCGAAUGAUCGACCAGGAGGGAGAGAACAUGCCAGUCGGGCAUGUGUCUCUGCCAGGGUCCUACUCGAGUGUAGGCUGAGCUCCUGACAAAGGCUACCUCAUCUGAUUCUAUGGGACAUCUUGUGGGCUUUCUAUAGGCAAGUGGUUGGCAGGAACCUGGGCUAAAUUUGCCAUUUCCAUUUUCCAGAUAAACUGCUGCCAAGCCACCACGGGCCACUUUGGCUCCACCUGAUGCACUAUUGUGAGACGUGCACGGCCCCCAAAAUGCCGGAGCACAUUCUCUACACGUUCCACGCCAAGUUUGGCCGCCUUCCCUGGAGGGAAAUGCAUCCGGACCGGCAACUCAUGGAAGAAUUCUUUAAAGUAAGAGGCAGGUGCUUUGGGUAGAGAACCAUAGCGAGGGAGGGGGAACGGGGAAGGAAGUUUGGAAGGGGCUCCCUGUCCUCUUCAGGUGAUGCAAUUCAGGUUAUGCAACAGAGCUCCGAACCUGUGAUGGCAAAUGUGUGGUCCUGCCAGUGGGUCAAGAAGUGGGAAAGUCUGGUGAGCUUAAUGAGGGUCUGUGAGCCAGAACCUCCCCACCCUAGUUACUAUUGGCUCCCAGUACGUUUCCGGGCACAAUUCAAAGUGUUGGUGCUGGCCUUUAAAGCCCUAAACGGCCUUGUCCCAGUAGACCUGAAGGAGCGUCUCCACCCCCAUCGUUCAACCCAGACACUGAGGUCCAGCUCUGAGGGCCUUCUGGUGGUUCCCUCCCUGCAGUGCUCUUCAAAAUGUGUUCAAGGAAAUUGUGGGUUCCUCAAAUGCCUGAUAGGGGUUUGCCCAUGAGCAGAACAGCAAGGUUCCUUGUAAGACAGCUGUCCUGCCGCUGCCACUGCGUGUCCGCAGGGUGAGCGCUCCUGGGAGGCAAUCCCAAAUUUUGCCAGCACCCUCCCUGAACUGUACACCUGGAGAAGAGGGGUGAGGAACCAAAUUCUGUCCUUCUGGCCUCUCCAGCACCAAGGGCCUUCUGGCAGUUCCCUCCCUGUGAGAAGUGAGGUUACAGGGAAUUAGGCAGAGGGCCUUCUCAGUGGUGGCACCUGCCCUGUGAAACGCCCUCCCAUCAGAUGUCAAUGAAAUAAACAACCAUCUGACUUUUAGAAGACAUCUGAAGGCAGCCCUGUUUAGGGAAGUUUUUAAUGUUUGAUGUUUUAUCUUGUUUUUAAUAUCCUGCUGGAAGCUGCCCAGGGUGGCUGGGGAAAUUUAAAUAAUAAAUUGUUGUUGUUCUUUAAAUAAUAAAUUGUUGUUGUUCUUUCCUUUUCACUUUUCCAGGUUGAGAGAGGCAGUCCCAAAAGCUGCUUCCUCUUCCUGGGCUCGGUUCUAUGCGAGAUCAACUGGGUCAGCGUCCUCUCUGACGCCUGGAAUCCCAACCCGCCUCCGGGAACACAGGACAUGAUUGUGUGCCUGCUUUAUAUGGUGGUCCUUCUGGCAAAGGAAGAGCAACUUAUAACCAGGGAGGUAUGUCCCAGGACUAAGCAGCUCCCCCACCCCGCCCAACGGUUGUCCGCUAGACCCUCCCCGCUGAAUUGAGCUUCUCAGACGUUUUCCUGUGUCAACCAAAGUUGGUACUGAUUUCUGCUCCACAAAUGGUUGCGUGGAAAAAUUCCAUAUCCCGCAGCAGCAGGAAGAUGCUACUCUCCAGGUCUCUUUCCACAGGACUCUCCUUGGGCCAUGGCAGCUCACCGGCCCUGCUCUGCACAUUGCAGAAUUGCUUUUGCCCGGCUGGAAUAUGUCCUUGAAAGGGAAUGUUCGUGGGCCCAAAUCUCUCUUGAAUGCUUUUUUUUGGGGGCGGGGGGGUUUCAAAACUGCAAUAAUCUGAUUUUAUUUCCCUUCUCUUUCCCUCCCCCUCCCCUUUUAUGAAGAUCACCUGCUCUGAGACCCCACAGCUAAUUCUCCCCUGGCCUCCUCGUUGGCCCAAGUAGGACCAAUUUCAGCCAGCUAGCCCUGGGGAUUAUCUAAUUGAUUUUUGAAUUUUAUUGUUAUUCAUGUUUUUAUAUUGUAUUUUAUGAUGCUUUUAUAAUUAAGUGUUUUAAAGUGUUUUGAAUUUGUUGUUAGCCGCCCUGAGCCCGGUUUUUGAACCGGGAAGGGCGGGGUAUAAAUAAAAAUUUAUUAUUAUUAUUAUUAAUAAUAAUAAUAAGCAGAGGCACAGCUGUAAUGUAUGCCACAGGUCAGGUAAAAGCACAAACGAGGUUGAGAGGAUGCCAGUGUGGCUGAAAAGGAAAGUCAAGGAGGCUAUUAGGGGCAAAGAAGACUUCCUUUUUCAUAUAUGGGGUUGUGGUGUUCUGUUCUAUACCCAUUGAAGUUAAUCCCCACGUCAACCUUAGGCCCACUGAUUUCAGGAGGUCUGCUCUGAGUAAAGGUUAAAGGUAAAGGUAAAGGGACCUCUGAUCAUUAGGUCCAGUUGUGACUGACUCUGGGGUUGCGGCACUCAUCUCACUUUAUUGACCAAGGGAGCUGGCGUACAGCUUCCGGGUCAUGUGGUCAACAUGACUAAGCCGCUUCUGGCAAAACAGAGCAGCGCACGGAAACGCCGUUUACCUUCCCGCCGGAGUGGUACCAAUUUAUCUACUUGCACCGGCAUGCUUUCAAACUGCUAGGUUGGCAGGAGCAGGGACCGAGCAACGGGAGCUCACCCUGUCGCGGGGAUUCGAACCACCGACCUUCUGAUCGGCAAGCCCUAGGCUCUGUGGUUUAACCCACAGCGCCACCCACGUCCCGAGUAAAGAGUAGCUGAAGUGUGGUGCUUUGGUUGACUGAACCAUGAACGAGAUCUCCAUUUCCCCCCCAAACGUCAGGAGUCUCCGCUGCUGAACCUCCUCGGCCAGACCAGCUCCCUCCCUUGGCAGCACGUCAGCGUUUUGUCCUAUCAGAGCAUCAUCGGCUACUUCAACACCCACUAUCCUCCAUCUAUCAUCCUGGCCAAGGAGCCGGCAGCUGAGCUGAUCAUCAAGCUGCUCAAGGCGUCGGCGGGCUUCGGCGCCUCCUCCGACAGCCACAUGCAUCUGGUAAGGACAGCCCUGCGUGGGUGGGGACAGCGGCAGAAUUUGGGGUCUCAAAAUCAGCAGGGCCCUGUGUGAGGCUGAAAUUUGGCUCCCCUCACUGCCUCUCGCCGUCCAUUCUACCUCGUAGCUGCGGCUUCCCCAAGGCUCUGCAACCAAACCGGCCCUGAUCCCCUAAAUCUGCUCCUGGUGGGGAGGAGAGAGACGCUCCACCUUGUGGGUUCUGUGCUACGAGAUCGCCUCAUCCCAUAGGCGCCCACUUGCCAGCUGAAAUCGGCUAAAUUAGCACCUACAGGUGCCACAAAAUGCCAUUUUGCAUUUGUAAGGGCUCAACCUUUUAGUUGUUGUUGUUGUUUAGUCGUGUCCGACUCUUCGUGACCCCAUGGACCAGAGCAUGCCAGGCACUCCUGUCUUCCUCUGCCUCCCGCAGCUUGGUCAAACUCAUGCUGGUAGCUUCGAGAACACUGUCCAACCAUCUCGUCCUCUGUCAUCCCCUUCUCCUUGUGCCCUCCAUCUUUCCCAACAUCAGGGUCUUUUCCAGGGAAUCUUCUCUUCUCAUGAGGUGGCCAAAGUAUUGGAGCCUCAGCUUCAGGAUCUGUCCUUCCAGUGAGCACUCAGGGCUGAUUUCCUUCAGAAUGGAUAGGUUUGAUCUUCUUGCAGUCCAUGGGACUCUCAAGAGUCUCCUCCAGCACCAUAAUUCAAAAGCACCAAUUCUUUGACGACCAGCCUUCUUUAUGGUCCAGCUCUCACUUCCAUACACCACUAUUGGGAAAACCAUAGCUUUAAUUAUACGGACCUUUGUUGGCAAGGUGAUGUCUCUGCUUUAAUGCCAUUCUGCAUUUGUAAGGGCUCAAUCUUUUAGUGGCAAUGACUAAACUUUCAAACUCCUGGACUACUAACAUCAAGCAGGCACCGUCACAUUUCGGCGUCUGCUAGAAACAUUUUUUUUUAACUUUAAUAAUGUAUUUAUUUAUUUAUUUAUUUAUUUAACAUAAUUAUUACAAAAUGUAAGCUAAUAUAGCAAAUACAUCCAUACAUCUAUAUAUAUUUCAGAUAAGCACACAUAUAAAAAAGAAGAAAAGAAAAAAGAAGGAGAAAUAGAGAGAAAAAAGAAGAAAAGUUGGAAGAAUUUCUUCCAAAUUUAUUCUACAAAUAUCUCAAUAUGAAAAUAUUAAUAAAAUUUCAUUGUUUGACUUCCAUUGCUUAAACUGCACUUCCUAUAUACAUUUUAAGCAAAAUAAAAAAUAAGAAGAGAAACAUUUUUGUUUAGGCACGGCUACCCAGGGAUGGUGCAAGUUUUAAUCUGGGUUUUAAAAUAAAUAAAUCUGUAGCCUUACCUUGGUUUUCAAACAGAAUGCGUUCCGGUAGUCCAUUUGACUCCUGGAACCAUUCGAAAACUAAGGCACAGCUUCCAAUUGGCUGCAGGAUGUUCUUGCAGCCAAUCGGAAGCUGCACCGGACGUUUGGCUUCCAAAAAUCAUUCGGAAACCGGAACACUCACUUCUGGGUUUCGAUCGUUUGGGAGCCACUUUGUUCAGGAGCCAAGGCGUUCGAGAACCGAGGCACAACUGUUUUGUUAAUCUAACUUAUAGAAAGUCUUAAGUUGUUGCUGUUAGUUGUUCUUAUUAGUAUUUUUACCUUUUUUUGGAAACCGCUUUGAAGCUUUAAUAUACAGUGGUACCUCGGGUUACAUACACUUCAGGUUACAUACGCUUCAGGUUACAGACUCCGCUAACCCAGAAAUAGUGCUUCAGCUUAAGAAUUUGCUUCAUGAUGAGAACAGAAAUCGUGCUCUGGCGGUGCAGCGGCAGCGGGAGGCCCCAUUAGCGAAAGUGGUGCUUCAGGUUAAGAACAGUUUCGGGUUAAGAAUGGACCUCCGGAACGAAUUAAGUACAUAACCAGAGGUACCACUGUAUGCGCUUAGAAUUAAGCGAUGUAUGGAUUUUACUAAACAAAUUUAGAGCAGCUCCUGUGAAAAACAGGGAGGUGAUGAGCUAACCUUUUCCCCCUUGGCUUUUCCUAGGAUGCAACCCUCAAGUGCAGGGCUUACAUUCGCCAGGUCGUCCAUUUCCUCAGCAUCCUGGAGCAAAAUGGGAAGAUAACCCUGCCUUCUCUGGAGCAAGAGAUGUCAAAGCUGUUGGAUGAUAUUACCAUCUUUAACCCUCCAGGUUGGUGUGUUUGUGUGUGUGUGUGUGUGUGUGUGUGUGUGUGUGUGUAGCUUGUGGAGUUGCAGAGAGAAGGGUGGUGUUCUAUAUGUCGCUUGAAAUUUAAGAAUAGAUUUAUGAAAGAUUUAGAAAACUUAUUGCUUAGAAUAUUUGUAUGAGAUUGUAUGGGGAAAAUGUGGAAUAACAGAUACAAUCUUGCUUUAAAUGUAUAUAGGAAGUGCAGUGUAAGCGAUGGACGUCAAUCAGUGAAAUUUUAGUAUUGAGAUAUUUGUAGAAUAAAUUUGGAAGAAAUUCUUCCAACUUUUCUUCUUCUUCUUCUUUUUCUCCUUAUUUUUUCUUUCUUUUCUUCCUUUCUUCUUUUUUGUUCUUUUUUUAUAUGUGUGUGCUUAUUUGAAAUAUGUAUGUAUGUAUGUAUGUAUGUAUGUAUGUAUUUGCAAUAUUUUGCUUAUAUUUUGUAAUAAUUAUGUUAAAUAAAAUUAUAUUUAAAAAAAAGAAAUUUAAGAACAGGACACUGGACUAGAUGGGUUGCUGGCCUGAUCCAGCAUGCCCUUCUUAUAAUCUCAGGAUCUUUGGUCCAAUCCUGCUGACCCCUUUUUAUGUCCUUUGGGCUGUAACUGCGUGGCUGAUCACCCGUUUCAUGUGGAGCACAUCUCUGUUGCCUUUCAGGGCAAAGCCUGGCGACUUACGGAAGAUAAUUGAAACCGUCAGACUGUUUUCAAAAUAAAAAACAAACCAAUCCAAUUAGGAAAACUUCAAAACAAAGCAGCAGCGGGUUUUAAAAACCCAGUUCACUGCACUCUUAAUAGAGCACAGCUUGUCUCAGGUAACAGCCAUCAGUGCCGGAGGGAGAGAGCAAGAUCCAGAGGGAUUCCAGAGAGCGUCCCGGGAUUGGGAGAGGCAGCCCAUCUUCUGGGGAAGAGAAUCAGCGUAGCACCAGUGGAGAAGGGGGGCAGAUGGGGGAAGCGGUGAGGCGGUCCCAUGACUCCUUGCCGGGGACCAGCAGGGAGAGUAGGGGUCCUCCGCUGCCUACGCCCUCCUUGCGCAGAAGGCUUCCGCGCAGAGAGAGUAGGAGGAGACUAGGCGUCAAAGAGCUUCUUUGCUGGAAGAAGUUUAAGCAACGCCCACUGACGGAUUCUGCCAGCGAUUGAGACAGCCACGGGCGAGCGGCUGUCCGGACAGAAAAGGUUCACUCAGGCAACCCAGCCAGGUGUUUGCACCGGCUUACGCACGAGCAACCCCUAGAACCACUACAGCUUGGAACAAAUAGCUUUUAAAAACAAACCUUUAAAACGGUUGAAUUGCCUUUUUAGGGGGGCUGAGGGCCACAUUAACUCUUGGACAGCCCUCUGGGGGCCAAAGUGCAAAGUGGGCUUGGCAAGAAUGACAUAUUUCAAGGCUGCCUCACAAAACACUUUCCCAUCAGCUACAGCAUUUAAAACCAUUUUUCUUAUUCAGUGAAGUAAAAAAGGACACAUUUGGGGCAGCUUCAGACCUUAAAUAGUCUCCUGCUGCGAGGUAUCAGUACAAAGUUUCCAAGGCCACAUUUUCAUGGUCCUGUGGCCCCAUUUUUGGGGACACGGUAUUGCAGAGAGGAACCUAUGGUGUGUCAUUUUUAAAAUAAAAAAUAAACAUUUUAAUGGAUUUUGGGGGGGUAGGUUUAGGGGAGGUACGCAAAUCUUUUGGGAAGGGCUGUAUAUGGCAGGUUAAAGGGACUCCUGACCAUUAGGUCCAGUCGUGGUCGACUCUGGGGUUGCAGCGCUCAUCUCGCUUUAUUGGCUGAGGGAGCCGGCGUACAGCUUCCGGGUCAUGUGGCUAGCAUGACUAAGCCGCUUCUGGCGAACCAGAGCAGCGCAUGGAAACACCACUUACCUUCCUGCCGGAGCAGUACCUAUUUAUCUACUUGCACUUUGAUAUGCUUUUGAACUGCUAGGUUGGCAGGAGCAGGGACCGAGCCAACGGGAGCUCACCCCGUCGCAGGGAUUUGAACCGCUGACCUUCUGAUCGGCAAGUCCUAGGCUCUGUGGUUUAACCCACAGUGCCACCCGUGUCCCAUAUGGUAGGUUAGCCUCCCCUAUUUUAAGAUUUAACAGAAGUGAGGCCAGGCAGACAUUUUGGAGGAACUUCUAGAGAAAUAAGGCUGCUACAGAAAAGGCCUCGCACCCCAACUUUAAGGGUCUCCGGUGGCAAAACUGGUACAUACAUGGAGUCCUGCUGCCUCCCGUUAUUGGUAGUACAGUGGUACCUUGGUUCUUGAACGUAAUCCGUUCCGCAAGUCUGUUUGACUUCCAAAAUGUUCAAAAACCAAGGCACGGCUUCCGAUUGGUGCAGGCGACCCAGAAACAAUAGCUGACAGCAGCAUCAGACGUUCUGCUUCCGAAAAAUGUUCAAUAAUUAUAAUAAUAAUAAUUUAUUAUUUGUACCCAGUCCAUCUGGCUGGGCUUCCCCAGCCACUCUGGGCGGCUUCCAACUAAGAUUAAAAAUACAUCAAAAACAGAAACACUUACUUCUGGGUUUUUAGUUUUUGGGAGCCAAAAUGUUUGAGUACCAAGGCAUUUGAGAAGCAAGGUUCCACUGUACUGAGCAAGAUGGCAUCUUCAGAAGUUGAUGGGGGGUGUUGAACUAGAAAUUCAAAUAAUUUCUGCUCGUUUUGCAGUACUGGGGUUCAGCGGAGCUGUUUUUCACCAGUGCUGUCAGAGCGCUAGAUCUCAUGAAUCUCCGUUUGUGGAGUAGACGGGAACAAUACUAAAGAAUAUAAAACUGUGUGGAAAAAAUGACGACAGUAUAAACAGUACAAUGAGAAUGAUUGAAAGACUCGUUUUGUCAGAAGUCUUCUUUAUUUAAGUGUUUAUUUAAGUAUUAAUUAGGAAGAUUAAGUAUUUUUAUGUAAGCAAAUCUGCUUUUUCUUUUUUCUUUUCUUCUGUAAUCUCUUCUUUUCUUCUUAAUUGUUUUUUCUUUAAUUUUCUUUUUGUAGUAUGAGAUUGUAAAUUCUUUGUACAGUGGUACCUCAGGUUACAUACGCUUCAGGUUAGAGACUCCGCUACCCCAAAAAUAUUACCGGGUUAAGAACUUUGCUUCAGGAUGAGAACAGAAAUCGUGCUCCGGCGGCACGGCGACAGUGGGAGGCCCCAAUAGCUAAAGUGGUGCUUCAGGUUAAGAACAGUUUCAGGUUAAGAACGGACCUCCAGAACGAAUUAAGUACUUAACCCGAGGUACCACUGUAUAUGUGUGUAAUUUAAAUUAAUAAAUAUUUUUUUUAAAAAAAAUAUCUCAUGAAUCUCAGCCCAGUGCUUUAUGCAGAAAAGCCACCCUUCCUCUUUCCUUCCUGUGAUUUCAAAUCUUUUGCUUGAUUUUUUUUAAAAUUAAAAUAAAUACAAACUGUUUUGCUUGCUGCCUUUGCAGACACGGACAUGCACUCUCGCCACUUGGCCUUAAGCAGCCUUUUCACAGAAGCCCUGACGAUGAUGAAUAACGCCAGCGUUGCCACGGCAGAGUCUCUGCGCGUCAGUCUGCGAGGCUGGAUCGACGGUGCCGUGCAUGGCUUAGGGGUGAUGCCUCUCUUAACAGCUGCGUGCCAGAGUCUGGCAUCGGUCCGGCACAUGGCCGAGACCACGGAAGCCUGCGUCACGGCCUAUUUUAACGAAGGUGAGAAAGAGGAACAUAGCUGUCAACCGUCCCUUAUUUGGCGGGAAUUCCCUUAUCCCAGCGCCGUGUCCCGCUGCUGUUCCUUAUUGAUGAUGUCCCUUAAAUUUCCCGGGUUUCAAAGGAUGCAGCUCCUCUCCCUCCCUCCCUGCCAACCAGGGAGGAGGGAGGCUCCAUCUGUGUUGCUUGGCUGCGUUGCUCACCCAAUAAGGAGUCUAAGAACGACUGGGGGGUGGAGCUUGCAUGCAUUGUGCUGAUCAAAUCGGCCGCGUUGCCUGGGGACUCGCCUUUGCUCAGCGCUUCCCAGCAGAGAGGUGACAGUGGUUUCCCUUGCUGCAUCCCCUUUGCUGGGUUGCUGUGCGGUGGGAACCACCGCUUGAGGGUUCGUUUGGCUGCUGGCUGGGCUUUCUGCCUUUGGCUUGGAGGGGCUCAGAAGUUGAACAUACCUGUGCUUGGAAAAUCCCUUACUUUGGCUGCUGAUCCCUUAUUUUCGAGGCUGCUGGUCCGUUAUUUUCAAAUCUGUAACUUGACAGCUAUGGAGAGGAAGGCUUUUGACUAUCCUUCCUUGUGACUCACUGUCGACUCAGGGUGGCCCUGCCUGUCUGUCAAGGGAUGGCGGUUUGCACCCAGUGAAGCUGUCCUGUUAGCGCAGUGGUUCUCAACCUGUGGGUCCCCAGAUGUUGUUGGACUACAACUCCCAUCAUCCCUGAGCUCUGGCCUUGGUAGCUAGGGGUGAUGGGAGUUGUAGUUCAACAACAUCUGGGGACCCACAGGUUGAGAAGGGCUGUGUUAGUGCAAGGACUUCUGCCUUUGUGACGAUACCUCACAGAAUCAUAGAAUUGAAGUGUUGGAAAGGACCUGGAUGUUGUUGUAAGUGUACAGGUUUCAGCAUCCCAAGAACCUAAGUAUUUAAACAAAAAGCCAAGCUUCUAGUUCUUAUGUUACCAAGAUUGUAGCUGGCGCCCAUCUGUCUCAGGAGACAAUAGAAGAGUAUGCCUUUGUGGGUUGAGGUCAAACUGUUGGAAGGUUACAAGGCCUGCCGUGGCUGUAGAGACCAAUAUGGGAGAGACAUGUUUUGUUGCAGCUGGGGCAGAUGGAGGAGUCCAGUUGUGCUGCUGCAGAUGCCCCAUGGCGUUUCUUCUCUCUGCGCUCUCUGUUCGGUGCUUGCAGGCUUUUCCCUGAGGAGGGAGAAGGGCAGCCCAUCCUUUAAAGGGAGUGCGGCUCUUGGGGGCUUUUCCGCGAGGUGGGGGAAGAGACUGAGGGGCUGCCCUUUGUCCCUUCCCCCACCUUCCACAAAAGCCGCGCUCUCUUUUCUCCCUCCUCGGGGAAAAGCCUGCAAGCGUCGCGCAUGCGCUCCAUGCGGCUUGUGAAAGGGAGCGCUGAGCAGAGCCUGGGAUGCAUACAGGCCUUGCUCAGUGCUCCCUUUAAAGAAUAUUUUUUCCCUGGCAUUCCCCCUCUAAAAACUAGGUGUGUCUUAUGGAGUGAAAAAUACGGUAAAUAUGCAGGGGAAAAGUGAAUAAUUUAGUCUGAUUCUGCCUACCAUGGGGGAGGAGCAAAUAAUUGUGUGAAGCACUGAGGAUUCAUCCCCUGGGUAGUGAAAUAUCCCCUCAGCUGCCUGCUUCACAUCCAUAUUUUUCAAGUUUAUCUACAUAAGGAGCGCAGAGAGAAGAAAUGCCGUGGUGCACGUUCAGAAGCACAACCAGACUCCUCCAGCUGCCCCAGCUGCAACAAAAACAUGUCUCUCCCAUAUGCAUUCGCUCCAUAAGACGCAAAAACAUUUCCCCUUACUUUUUAGGAGGGAAAAGGUGCGUCUUAUGGAGCGAAAAAUACGGUAAAAUUGUACUGUUUUUAGAGAGACGGUUUAUUCGGGGUGCGGAUUUGACCCUUUUGGGGUGCCAUUUGGCCCCGUUCAUACUAUAUUUUGUGCUCCUUUUGCCUCUAUGGGUUUUCAUGGAUAUUUACAGAUUUAAAGGAACUGCUUUGGAAUUAAAGGAACAUCUCUGAGCUCUGGCUCAUUUGGGUCUUCUGACCACUAACAGUGCUUCCUCUCCUUCUCUCUCCUCCCACCCACAACUCCCUCUUUGUACAAAGAUUCUCCACUCAGCCAGGAUUUGGGCUGGGGGCCGAUCGUGGCCUCCCUACAGGUCCCUGAACUCACGGCCGAAGACUUCCUGCAGGAGUGCCUUUCACUGGGCGGCUACCUAACUCUUUACGUCUACGCUCUGCAGCUGUUGAACGUCAAGCAGACGCUGGACAAUGAAAUGAAAGUGGUGCUGACGUUGAGCAAGUGGCUGGAACAGGUGUUCCCCAGGUACAGAGAUCUUGUGGUCGGGAGGGAGAUGAGGACAGAUGUUUGGAGCAGGACAUUUCACCUUGGCUACCGAUUGCCAGGCAAAUCCUUCUCUUUGGGCCUUCCAAAAUGCUCACUGAUAGUCAACGUUCCACGGGGCGGGCGCCACCACCAAGAAGGCCCUCUGCCUGGUUCUCUGUAACCUCACUUCUUGCAGUAGGGGAACCGCCAGAAGGCCUUCGGAGCUGGACCGCAGUGUCCGCACUGAGCGAUGGGGGUGGAAAUGCUCCUUCAGGUAUGCAGGACCAAAACCGUUUAGCUGUUUGUCCCUUCUUUGAGGCGGAUUUAAGGACCCUCUCCAAAACGGGCAUGUCUCUCCCACUUCCACCCUGGUUAUCUCUCUGAAAUGGGGAUAAUCUUUCCUUACGAUACAGUACAAUAAUCUUUAUUGUCAUUGUCCCAUACAGAACAACGAAAUUGAAAAAAAUCUACAUCAGACAUUCAAAAACCAACAAGCCUGCUAUCCCAGCUAUCCCAGCGUGGUUAGCCCCCUAAAAACUCUGAUACUCCAUAAUUAAAUACAAUAUACUCCCAUAGAGACUACCUUUCACUGCAUUUAAAACCAAAAUCACAUUUGGAUAGAAACUGUUUCUCAGGCGGCUAGUCCUAGUCUUUAUAAACCUGUACCUUCUUCCAGAGGGACGCGGGUGGCGCUGUGGUCUAAACCACAGAGCCUAGGACUUGCCGAUCAGACGGUUGGAGGUUCGAAUCCCCGCGACGGGGUGAGCUCCCGUUGCUCGGUCCCUGCUCCUGCCAACCUAGCAGUUCGAAAGCGCGUCAAAGUGCAAGUAGAUAAAUAGGUACUGCUCCGGUGGGAAGGUAAACGGCGUUUCUGUGCGCUGCUCUGGUUUCACCAGAAGCGGCUUAGUCAUGCUGGCCACAUGACCCAGAAGCUGUACGCCAGCUCCCUCGGCCAGUAAAGCGAGAUGAGCGCCGCAACCCCAGAGUCAGUCACGACUGGACCUAAUGGUCAGGGGUCCCUUUACCCUUUUACCUUCUUCCAGAAGGCAGAAGCUGAAAGAGAUCAUUUCUGGGGUGCGCACUAUCCUGCGCUAUCUCUGCAGCUUUCUUAUGACACCUGAAUGAAACCGGAAUGGGGGGAGUGUUUUAAGAGCUUAAAUAGCAAGUUCUUAACCGCACAAGCUUUAAAUCCCCAGAGGGUGACCGGGGACGGACAAAGGAUGGACAAGGGAGACUUUUAAUCUUGCCUGUGGUUCCAUCAGAAUUGCUCCAUCAUUCAGCCCAGCUGUGAGUGAGGCCAGCAGUCAUGAGCUGAUGCUUCGCCUUGGAAAGUGUGGCUUUGGCGGAGACGGGGUUAUUUUUGGAAGCCUUUAAAAAAUAGCCAGCAGGGGAAGUUCGCCCUCGUGGCUCAGAUCCGUGCGGUUUCUGUUGGCAAAUUGCAGGGCAGUGAUCAUGUUUAAACUCCUUGUAGCUAGAACAGAGAUGGAUGGAUUCAGGGAACUAUCUGUCCUCACUCCUGGCUACGCAAAAUGUAGUCAGUUGUUUGUGGGGAUGCCUCUUCAUGUUCUUGCAUGCAGAAGAUCCCGGGUUCAGUUCCUGACUUCUCCCAGGUAGAACUGGGAGCCACUAUCACUGCCUGAAACCUGGGAGGACCAUUUAGGUUGAGUCAGCUUCUGCUAUUUAAAUCAGAACACUGAUGACUAGAACCUUGCUUUAUUUUUAGGGAAAGGGCCCAUAGCUCAGUGUCAGAACACAAUUGGAAGGUUUUAGGUUCAAUCCCUGACACCUCCAGGUAGAGAGAGAGACCUCCCAUCUGUCUGCAGAUAUAUGGCAGAUUAAAUUGAUGGAUUAUGCCAAAAUGGUAAAAAAUGACCAGAAGAAUCAGAAAUCAGGAAGACCAAAAUUUUAAUAAGGAAUGGGGGAAAUUUCUCUUUUUUAAAAAUCAUUUUUAUUGAUUUUCCAAUAAAAAACAUCCAAUUAAUAUAUCCAAUCAUAAUACUUCAAUUAAAAUAAAAAACUAAAAUAAAAAGAUCAAAUUAUAGUCCAAAUUGUAUUUAUUAAUUUCUCGGAGUGCCCCACUGUCUGGAUCUCUGAAGCAUAUCUCCACAUCUUAGUCCUGCUUCUCCUCGUUGUUUCCAUAUUUUCCACAACUUUUUUGUUUUGACGCUUCAUAAUUCUUUGUCCCUGGGUCGGUGAUUCUCAUUCAUGCUAAACAUCAUAUACUUUCAUCCACCGAAUACAGCUUUGUUAAUAUAUAUUUUUUCCAACUGUCUUUUUAUCAGCUCAGCUUCCUCUGAUUCCGUUCCAAUCUGGGAUGUUGUCCAAAUCUGUUAUCUUUGAUGGUGCAUUAAUUGUCCAAACCUUCCUUUGAAGCUUUAUUAAACCAGUAGGAAUGGGGGAAAUUUCUAAUUUACCUUAAAAACCAUUGUAAACAGUGAAAAUUGUUAGUAGGAUUGGAACAAUGGUGAAUUUUGGAUAUAAUGGAGAUGUAAAUGCUUGGCAGGAGGAAAUGAUAGGACCCAUAUCCUGGAACAUUGCUGCCUCCAGCUGUAGAGGCUAGUAGCCAUAGCUCUCUCCAACUCCAUGAUUUUCUCUAAUCCUCUUUUAAAGUUAUCCACGUUGGCGGCCAUUGCUGACUCCUGAGUUCCGCAGUGUUAGUUUUAUUGUUUUAAAAUAAAUUUUAUUAGAUUUUCCACAGUGAUAACACAAAUCACAAAGCAAAAUGAUACACAAAAACAGAAAAAGAAAAAGAAAAAAGAAAGAAAAUAAAAAGGGGGGAACAAUAAACAGAUAAACAAUAACAACAAACUUUAAUUCUUCACAAAUCCAACCUUUUAAACAUCUUGGUUGACUUCCUCAAAUCCCUCCCUUCUGAGUUUCCUUGUAAUUAAAAGUAACAGCUUUCCAAUAUCAUUAUUAAACUAAAACAGUUUCCAGUUAUAGUCCACCUUAUUCACUUUUCUUAACAUUCUAAAUCCCAUUUAUUUAAUUAUAACUUAAUUUAAUCCUAGGCCUAUUUGCUUCUUUCAAGUAAUUUCUAAUUUUUUAUAUUACAAUAUUGAUUCAAAUAGUCCUUGAAUUUCCUCCACUCCUCUUGAAACUCCUCUUCUUUCUGGUCGCGGAUUCUUCCAGGCAGGUCAGUUAGCUCCGAAAAGUCCAUCAUCUUCAUCUGCCAAUCUUCCACUGUUGGUAAUUCUUGUGUUUUCCAACUUUUAGCAAAUAAUAUUCGGGCAGCCGUUGUGGGAGUUCCGCAGUUUUAACUAUGUGCUGUGUGAAGGAGAGUCUUUCUUUGGCAUAUACUGUAUUUUUCGCUCUAUAGGGCGCACCGGACCAUAGGACGCACUGGACCAUAGGAGGGGGAGAACAGGGGGAAAAAAACUCCCCCUCUCUGCUCAGCACCCCUUCAGCGAAGUGGCAGGAGAAACGGAGCCCCUUCCAUUUCUCCUCCCGCUUCGCUGAAGGGGCGCUGCGCAGAGAGGGAAAACUGUGCAGCGCCUCUCCAGCGAAGCGAAGCCUGGAGAGCAAGACGGAUCGGUGUGCACCGACCCCUCUCGCUCUCCAGGCUUCAGACGGCUAUCCGCAAGCCUUCGGAGCGCAGUGGGAACUUCUGCUGUACUCCGAAGACUUGUGGAUAGCUGCCUGAAUCUCCCGGAGCGCAGCGGGAGUUCCCUGCGCUCCGGGGGCUUCAGGCGGCUUCAGCGAAAGCAACUCGAAGCCUCCGGAGCGCGGGGGGAGCUCUCCCUCUGCGCUGCGGAGGCUUCGCGUUGCUAUCGCUGAAGCCAAGGAGCCUGCAUUCGCUCCAUAGGAUGCACACACAUUUCCCCUUCAUUUUGGGACGGGAAAAAGUGCGUCCUAUAGAGUGAAAAAUACGGUACUUCUCGCAAGAGGGAUGACAGCUAAUGGGAAGUAACACUGGGGUGACGGGCAGUUUCUAAUGGUGUCUGGUUUUGUCUCUGUCUCUCCCCCCUUCUCUGUUCCCCCCCCGAAUCUUCACGAUUCCCCCCAAAAGCUCCACCAAGGAUGAAGCGAAGCUGUUCCUUUGGUGGCACAAAAUCCUGCAGCUCUGCCUCCUCCAAGUAGACCAGGACGAUGCCAUCCUGAUGGAGUCAGUCGUCCGCAUUCUGAUGUCUCUGCAAGGCAGGCAGAACCUCCUGGCCGAAGAGAGACUCACCUCUGGGAUACUUGGUGCUCUAGGGCUGGGCAGGAAGUCUCCUUUGUCAAACAGGUGAAAAUGGGUUGUUGUUAUGAUGAUUAAGGAAAGGUGGGCCCAAAUAAAAAGAUCGCAGAUAUGUAAGACUGAAUGUUUAAUUAUUAAGAUACAAAAAUAUAAUCUCAAUAAUAAAGUUAUAAAAUAAUAACAAGGAAGUCACGCACGGGUGGAGGGAAGACACAGGGCAAGGAUUAAGAAAUGGAUAAAUGUUGGUACAUAAUGAAAUGUGAAAAAUGUGAAUUUACGAAUAUAAUGCACAGUGGUACCUUGGGUUACAUACGCUUCAGGUUACAUACGCUUCAGGUUACAGACUCUGCUAACCCAGAAAUAGUACCUCGGGUUAAUAACUUUGCUUCAGGAUGAGAACAGAAAUCGGGCUCCAGCAGCGCAGCGGCAGUGGGAGGCCCCAUUAGCUAAAGUGGUGCUUCAGGUUAAGAACAGUUUCAGGUUAAGAACGGACCUCCGGAACGAAUUAAGUUCUUAACCUGAGGUACCACUGUAUAUGUAUCAUUAUGUAAAGAUUUCAUAUAUGUAUUGCAACAUAAACAAAAUAAAAUAAAAUAAAAUAAAAUAAAAUAAACAGAUGGGCUUUUUGGAAGGCAAGCAAGAGCUGCUGCUACAUAUGUUGCAAUGUGAAAGGUUUGCUGCGUGGCUGGAAUCUUGCCCCGUUCCCGGAUACUCCAUUCUAUUCCCACCAACAACAACCAGCGUUCUGCCACCGCGGGGCUUGCCCGAUCCAUGUUGGGUUGUUGAGAGUUUCCUUCCGGUUCUCCGCCCAGUUUUAUUUUCCCUCCCAAAGUCUACUGAUGUCUUCCUCUUGUGUGUGAAGGAGAGGGCAGGGUGUAUUGGCCACAACAAAACCUGCACAAUAAUUAUUAUUGUUAUCGCUAUUAUUCAUUCAUUCAUUCAUUCAUUCCCCGGUAGUUGUGCCCGCCCUGUGGAACGCACCCUCCCAUCAGAUAUCAAGGAAAUAAUCAGCUAUCUUAUUUUUAAAAGACAUCUGAAAGCAGGGACGUUUUUAAUAUUUAAUGCUGUAUUGUUUUUAACGCUCGAUUGGGAGCUGCCCAGAGUGGCUGGGGAAACUCAGCCAGAUGGGCGGGGUAUAAAUAAUAAAUUAUUAUUAUUAGAGGAAGUGCAGAGCAAAAGGUUGACAAAAGGAUGCCAAAGAUUCACCCUUUCCUCUGAAAAGGCCAAUACAGUGGUGCCUCGCAAGACGAAAUUAAUCCGUUCCGCGAGUCUCUUCGUCUUGCGGUUUUUUCGUCUUGGGAAGCACGGCUAUUAGCGGCUUAGCGGCUAUUAACGGCUUAGCGGCUUUAAGAAAAAGGAAACAAACUCGCAAGAACUCGCAAGACGUUUCGUCUUGCGAAGCAAGACCAUAGGGAAAUUCGUCUUGCGGAACGACUCAAAAAACGCAAAACCCUUUCGUCUAGCGAGUUUUUUGUCUUGCGAGGCACUCAUCUUGCGGGGCACCACUGUAUCCGCAUCCUUGGUCUCCUGCCGUCCUCAGAGCAGCUUGCAGGGCUCUGUCUUGCCCUCUCCUCUCUCUUGCCUCCCUUAUCCACACAAUAACCCUUCCAGUAGGUUAGGAUGAGAGAUUGGCAGCGAUCAGCAGAGACGUAAUGCAGGGCAAAAAUAAAGCCGGGCCGGAACUGCGUAUUUUUUACGUGGAACUUGCAGGGAAAGAGCUCUUUGUGUGUGUGUGUGUGUGUGUGUGUGUGUGUGUGUGUUUCUCUGUUUUCAACGGAGAGAGGAGCUCCUUGCCAACUCCCUUCCCUCUUCAUGUUCUCGUUGAAGGUUUCGUGUCGCUGCCCGAAGCAUGUCCGCCUUCCUGCUGGUGCAGAUUCCGGUGGAGAACCAGAUCCGCCUCAGGCCUGGCGUGGAACUGCACCUUUCUGCCAAAGCUCAGCAGGUAGAUUGGAUGCACCCUGAGUGGUUUAAUCUGGUGCCUGUAUCAAGAAUGCUCUUUGUGUCCCUUGGUGGAUGUAAGGUCCUUAAGGUACAUAAAUAGCAACACCCUAGUGGUCCCGGGCCCUAAGGAAGUCAGAUUAGCCUCAACCAGAGCCAGGGCCUUUUCAACACUGGCCCCAGUCUGGUGGAACGCUCUGUCUCAUGAGACCAGGGCCCUGCGGGAUCUGAUUUCUUUCCUCAGGGCCUGUAAGACAGAGUUGUUCCGCCUGGCCUUUGGCUUGGAAUCAAUUUGAUUCCCUCCACCUCUUUCUUUUUUCCUUUCUCCUCCUGUGAUGGAACUCCUAUUUGGGGACUUCCCUGGCUUUUUUCUGGCCCAUGUAGGACCAGUCUGGAUAGUUGGCCUUGGUGAAGACCUGACGUUUACAUCCCCCAAAAAGUUUUUGAUUUGAGUUUCCAUUGAAAUGAGGCUGUAUUUUAAUGUUUUCAUGUUGUAUUUUAAUCUUGUUUUUAAGUUGUAUUUAAAUCAAUUUGCUUUUAUAUCGGGUGUUAGCUGCCCUGAGCCCGGUCUUGGCUGGGGAGGGCGGGGUAUAAAUGAAAUUUAUUAUUAUUAUUAUUAUUAUUAUUAUUAUUAUUAGCUCAUUUCCAUCUUUGCAGGCUCUGA